ACAAAAAUAUAACCUGAACGGACUUCCUGCUUUUGUUAGGUUGUGCUCACUGUCAUGUAUUUAUCUGACAUGUUUUUCUGACAACCAGACAACGUUUUCCGCUGAAUUAGUUAUUCUCACCGACUGAUAAUUGUUAAUAACGCGGGUCGAUGUCCAAAGACAACCGCCAUGACGGACGGCGGCGUGGCGCUGGGCAGCACCGUCUCGGCCCGAGAGUUAGCCAAGGAGGAGACGGGAGGGAGAGGUCUGGUAGCAACAGCUCUGGCUCUUCGCAUGGAGGGGGCAAAAGCAAGAAUGCAACCAUAUCCGCAUUGAAGGUACGUGUUUGCCUCAUUACUUGUUAGUUUUUGAUAGGAGAGUGAAGACAGUCCAGAUAAAGUAAUGGACUUUACCUGCCGCAGGUGUGCUGACUGCCCAGGUGGUCAUUUCACUGCAGGGGUGCCUCUCAAAUCAGGUUGCAAUGGUGGUAUUUUUUUGGAAGCUGAACCAUUAGUGAAUUUAUUUAUAUAUAUUUUAAUGUGUGACUCGUUUUUUUUUCUUUUUAAGUUUGCAGUCAAACCAUGUGGGCUUAUGUGUUUUGUCCCGCAGCGGCCUCUGUAUCAUCAAAUCAGAUCCAGAGCAUCAUCCCUUUGCAUGGUUCAUGCACGCAGCCUCUGAGCCUGCAGCAACACUCAUCUCUAGCAGCACAGGCUGAGGGGGGCAGAGCGAGCGGCAGGCCUGCUGUAUGCACAUGACUGCGCAGUGCUGUGGCAGAAGGAGAGUGAGAGAUGAGAAACAGAGAGAGAGAAAGAGAGAGAGUGUGGGGGCUCUGAUGCAAGAAGAGCAAGGCAAGAAGAGGAGAGAGGCUGCAAAUAUAGGAGAAGGGAGUAGUGGGCAUAUAGACAGCAGGCCUAACUCAGCAGAGCUCUGAGGGUUCAAGCUAGAUUGCAUUUAGAGAUACAGACAGGAUAGUUUAGGUGAAAGGCGGGACUGGAGAGCUACUGAGCACUUGUCUGUCUUAGCCGGCCCUGGGAGAGGAGUUGACACAGCUGGGCAAGUUGCUAUGACACUGUGGACUACACAGUGGGAGUCUAUUUUGGUCGUACCCUCAGAUGACGAUGUCACCUUGCACAAGUGGUCGUGCUGGUGAGGGGGAACAGGUUGCUUAAAGUGGGCUCCAAAAGUAUGUCAGGGGUGGAGAAGGAUGAAGAACCUGCUUACAGACUCUACUUCUACUGUGUAUGUAUCCUCUAAUCUCUUUCUCUGUGUCUCGACUAAUGAGCUAGAUCAACCCAGACUGCAUGCGGUGUCUGACUUGCAUCUGUUUGUUGGCCUUGCCAAAAGGGAAACCCUACACUUGCUCCUUACUCAGCACGGUCUAGAAAGUAAGAGCUCACUGUGGUGCAUGAGGAAAGGCUUGGUGGGCUAGGGAACUUUUAAGAGAUUGGCUCCACAUUGUGUUUUGUUCCUCAACAGUGCAGUCUAUGAGACGGCUUGUUUGUAGCUAAUUAAAUGGAUCAAGAGAAUGUUGCUGUAAGCCCUUUUUGCCCCAGGCUGCUACUACUGCUGAACACAGGUAGCCAAUAGUUUAGUAGGUAAGAUAAUCUCACAACAUUAGUCCGUCAUCUUGUCGCUACCAAACCAAAGGACAAUGAGAUCAAAUAUUCACUGUUUUUAAGCAGGAGAAGGUGCAUGCAGCUGUACUGACCCACCUCGCUCGUUCAUUUCUGCAAUGUCUGCCUGUGUUGUUGUUUGAUGUUCUUUUAUCUCAUUGUGGCCCUUCUCUACUUGGCCAAAUAAAGCCCAGGCCACUCGACAUGUAAAGAAUUUCACUCACCAAAAGUAGGUCAGCUGGGUAUCUCCCUUAGGGACAUUAAAUAGUAUCAGACUGAUACACGCAUGCUGUUUCUGCAUGUGUAACACCUAAUGAGCCAUGCUCAUCACGCUCAUUAUACAACUCGCCGUAAAGGAUAGUCUAAAGAGAUUGUUGCAUGUUAAUGCAGCAUGGAGCUAGGCCCAGGUAUUAUUUGUUUACUCAAAGCCCAGGGAAAAAAACAAAAACUUGUGUCCCCGGUCUCUGCAAUUGCGAGCAAGUGUGGUGGAUGAAUAAUUUAGCUGUAAAUUUAUAGUCUGAAUAUUGGUGUUGGUGAGAGACAGCCAGGAAAAGAGAGAACAGUUUGUUCCAUGACUCAUUCACUAUGAAGAGUGGAGUUGGGCCUUGAUUUUUAUGUUGGUUUUAGGUAACAAUGUAUUCUUAGUCUGAAACAGCAUCUUAUAGUUACAUGACAGAAAUAGCCAAGUUUGCUGUGGAGUUGUCAACACUAGGUUACAUCAUCUGUGGACACUAUAGAAAGAGGGGGAAGAGUAAGUUUGCUUUUGUGUUUUUGUAUGAAUAGAUUGUGGGAAGUCUGAUUAUUUGGUCACACAGGAUAACAGACAAUUCAUAUCAAGCAAACGUGGAUACAAAGCCUGCUUUGCUUUCUUGAAUAAGUUGAAGUCCAAUGUUGUGCAUACAUUGGGUGCAAAUCAGAUUUACUAUGUGCAUUAAUGCAUGAGCCUUUAGCAGAAUUGCCAAAUUAGAGUUAUCCUCCAUUAGAUAGAGAUGCAAAGAAAUGCUAAAACCACGUUUGAUCAUCGGGCAUCUUAUUGUCCCGUAUAUAAAAGAUGUGAUUUCUCAGGAUAUUUAUUUUAGCUCACAGUGUCUCUGCCUCGCCCCAGAUUGCAGUCAAGUUCACUGAUGCAUAUUCAAUGUGUAGGUCAACCAUGAUGCAUGCUGGGCACAAAGCGGGUGCAGAGCUUCUGCCUCUAGCUGUUUCUUGUCACAGUGUGUGCCAGUGGUUCUCCUCUGUGGACGUAAUGUGUGCAGUGUUGUGGCUGCACUCACGACACACCACUACAAAACAAGCAUGGGAGAAAUAACAGAAUUUUUUACGUGAGAAUUGAGAAUUUAGAGCAGAUAUUUUUCAAAAACAUGUCUGAGUUUUUGACAGGUUAUAAAACAAACAGUGUUGCCUCUUAAUGACCGACAAAAUCAAACAACACCAUCAUCAACAAGACAGUCUUUUUCUAUUCUGUACUUUUCAAUGCCUCAAACCAGUGUGAGGGGGUGGGUUUUGAGAUGAUUUACAGCACACUAAAGAAACAGCCGACUUUCACUUUCUCCUAAGGUAGCUACUCAUAGAGAGAGUUUCAUUUCACUGUGACAAGACAGCAGGAUGAGAUUUUACAGUCAGGAAACACUUCUUUGACACGUACAGAUGGACAGUAUCAGCUGAGAGGCUCUGCUUCGUCUGUAGGGGUUACCAAAAUCAACACAAACAGAGAGUGUAACACAAGAGCUUGAAAUAUAGUUUGCAGUUUGGAGCAUAGGGACUUGUGAAGCACAAGACAAGGGUGUCUUUCUUAGGUCAAGAUGUUAAAAAGUAUUUUUGUUUAUACUGAGUUAGGUUUUAGGAUUGGACAGUAGGCUUUAUAUGGACUACAUGCCUUGUAGUCCUCAGCACUUUAUGCACUGAAGAAGGUAGAGUACACUAUGUAAAGUUAUCUAAAAUAUAGCGCCAUUCUAAAGGCUGAUAUAGUCGACCAUCCACAAUACUUUUACUUCUGCACAAAUCCAGGACAGAAUUUGUUUUGAGUGGAGGUAACAACAGUAGCAGGAUGUAGCAACAGUUAGCCUAUAGCCUAUAGCCUUGGGCUGUGUUACCAGUCAGCUCAGUAAAUCUAUUUUGUUUGUGUCAACUCAUCCCAGCAGGAGACCAAACAAAAUUUAAGCCAGAGAAAGUUGAGCUGAGCAGACUUCACUUUCGAUGAAUCUAAUGAAUGUGAGAACAUAAACAAACUAAAAUGUGUUGCAGCAGCAGAGUUUUGGCUCGUUCGAGCCUGUUGUUGAAUUGAAGGUUAAAUAAAACUUUCAGUGGUGUCAUACUGCCCUGCCAUUCCUCUUUUGGUUUUCCAGAUGAAGUGCAAAAGUUGAUGAAUUGAAUCCCUUUCUCUCUCUCUCUUGCAGGCUUCUUUUCAGCGCUCCAACAGCCUCGACAAAGUGAGGAAGAUUGUCGCAGAAGAGGGCCGCGCUGCUCGAAACCUCAUCGCCUGGAGUGUACCUCUGGAGAACAAAGAGGAGGAAGGUUGGUAGCUGCAUGCUAAUAUGCUAUUAUUCUGCUUUGUGGUUUCUCACUACCGCCAAAUAAUCACACGAGUUGUUACUGUAAAAAAGACUGUGAUGUGAAAGAUUGUGUUGCUUACACCUUCUUUGUCACUUGUAGAUAUUUGAACUCAUGUGAACUUCCUGUGUGUUUUACAAGUCUGUGAGCCCAUGCAAGUAGUUAAAACCAAACUUUGCUUUUUCAUUCUGAAAGAAAAUGAUCGUUCAGUGUCUAACUUGUCCAGUUUUUGAAUGUAUUUUCUUUUGUAUCCAGGCAGUCCUCUGUUACAUUAUUUAAGCGUUGUAUCCAAAGACAGCUUCCUUCAGUCCAUCCUACUCAGACACCCCCACCUCUCACUGCCUCUCACUUUGUCUCACUUGCACACUCGCUCUCCCUCUUCUUUUGUGGGUCAGAGCAGUUAUUUUAUUCAAAGCUUAUUUGCUCUCUUGAGUUUGUGCCAUGAAUUCCAGAGAUCUUUUCACAGCCAUGUUCCAGUUAAGGUUUCAUAUUCCGCCUUCUGUAGAUGUUUAUCAAAUGAGCUGAUCAUUUACACUUGACACUCAGUUAAGCUUACUGUUGGUCCACUUCCUGUUGCUGGGCAUUUGUGGUGUUUGGAUAUCAUAGUCAUUUAAAACUACCCCACUGUGACCACUACUUCAUCAGUUGUCUCAGGUCAACAGAUGCAUGCUGGUUGUUCCCUUUUAAGAUUUUUGUGAUUGUUGAUUUUAUGAGUCGGUUUAUCACCUUUUUUCCCUCUCUAUAAAGCAAAGUCUAAAAGCAACUCAAGUGGCAGUUCCAGAGCUCAGAGGAUAAAUUCUGGGCAACAAAGAAACAAAAAACAGGUCAGUAUUAUCUUCUAUCACUAGAGGGCAGCAUUGACCAAGUUUACUCUUGUUUAUUAAACCCUGCUCUUGAAGUGCAUCUGAGGUUGUGAAAUCUGCAUGAAACCCCAAAUUACCCGAGCAGCACAUCAUCUUAAGUCAUUCUUAGUGGAAUAUUAAAUUCACUUAUUUUUCAUUUUUUAGCUAUAAAUUAUAAACUAUAUUGACUAGUGAUAUCAGGCAUACGUCAGUGAAAACCAUGUGUCUCCAAUUGGAUAAAUGCCCCACACUGUUAUGACGGAUUUUUUGUUGCUAUAAUUUCUGUUCCAUGCGUUGUCUCUACAGAAUGCUGGUGUUGAAAUUAAAAACUCCGCCGGCGCUUUGUUGGACAAGGGGCCAGAGAAGAGCCCUACCAAAACCAGGCAGCCCCGCAAAGUGGAUCUGCGAGCACGCUACUGGGCUUUCCUCUUUGACAACCUGCGCCGAGCCGUGGAUGAGAUUUAUGUCACCUGUGAAUCCGAUCAGAGCGUCGUGGAGUGCAGGGUUAGUCGCACAUACAUGCAGAGACUUUCCAAUAUUUGUUUUGAAUCUAAAGGUUUGUGUGGGAAAACCUGAAGGGUCUGGAUUUUUGAGCACUAGAGGGCGACAUAGAGACCACAACAAUUCCUCCAUUCCUCUUUGCAUUCCUCUUGAAUUCUGCUUUUUGUCAGAGGGGUUCUCUGAAGGCUCGCUGAUGACAGAAUUAUCACAGACCUUCCUCCUUGGUGGGGCUGACGCGACUCCAUAAUGAUCGUGAACCAAAAACAGCACUUUAAUUGUCACUGAGCUAUUGCCGUAAUUAAAACUGGGUUGUUUUGGCUCUUUUUGGUGUAUGGCAUAUUGCUCACACAGUUAACAGUAUUUUUGCAAUGCUUCUGUCACGUGGAUGGUAAUGUUUGCUUUGGAUGCAGCUGAAGGCAACCAAUAGAUUGUUAAUUUUGCUGCAUGGACUGGUCUGGCUGAUAUCAUGUGUGACAGUCUACGGGUUUUAUGAUAAGGUCAAAUUUUUCCGAUGUAAAAAGAAAAUUACAGUCAUCUUAUAUAACUGUACUUCAACUUAAUCAGCUGCUUGUUUGAAGCCUUUAACAACAGAACAUCUGAAGUCCUUAAAGACCACUGAACAGAAUUGUGUAUUUUUAAAACCAUAUUAAUAUGAUUGUCAUAUGCCUAAUUAAAGUGGUUUAAAGAAAUUAUCAUUUUACAUUAGCUCAAACUAUGUGUGAAACAUUGUGAGAUUUUUGUCUUGUGCCAAUCAUAUCCCUGAUAAAUAUGUCGGCUUUUUUUUUAUCCUCAGUUAUUUAAUAUCAAAAUGAUCAUUACUAAUAAUAAAUCCUGGCUGUAAUAGCUGAGCAUAUUUACAGUAUAAACCUCAUCAAUGAACUAUGAUGGCAAAAAACAAUAAUCAUUCAUCAAGUAAACUCUUGUUAAAACAUGAGUAAAAUGUUCAGCACAAGAGAAUCCUCGGUGUGACGUUGUGAUUUUGUUGGUAUGAUGCACUGCUCUGUGUUUUAUUGAUCCUUCUAUCAUGCUGCAUUAUGCCGAACAUGGUUCUGGUGACCGUCUGCGGUCAGUACCCCAGCCCAUUUCCCUGUGGUGUGGCUGGCUGUCAGUGCCUAUGGCGUGAUCAGCAUGUUGUCAGUGAGCCUGUGGCUGACAUCUGGCCAGAGUGUUUUUUUUUUUUUUUCUCCCCUCUUGCCACUGUAUCUCUCCACAUCCUAAUGCUACCUAAUAGCCAAGAAGCUGGGUGCUGUACAUAAUCCCUCUUCCCACCCAGCUUGGCCUUAAUGGACACUGAUAGAUGAUGGAGUCAUCCGGAGGGGAAGCAGAGUGCUCUGGUUUCCUCCAGCCACGAACCCCCAGAGUAGCUGCAUUAUUUGCACUUUGACAACCAGCUAUAAAAAUGUAUUAAAGUAUUUGUGGCAAGUAUUUCAAGCUUCCCUGCAGUGCUACUGUAAUACUCUGUGUAAUUUUGACCGAGAGCCUUGGUGCUGUUUUAUAUUUUAGUACUCAGAGGUAUGUUGUUAAUCCAGCAGAGUGAUUCAUAUCAGCCAAUUUAAAGUGCUUACACCUCUGAAACAUCAGUCCUGAUAGUCUUUUUUCCUAUCUAUGCUGUAUUUGACAUAUUUCAUCAAUAAGAAAAGGAUUUGACACUACAGUUUGUUUGGGAGUAGUUAGGUUUAUAUUUAUAUAAUACUUAUAAGUGGCUACCCUAAUCUUAAACAAUUUUAACUUUAAGAAUGAAAUUAGUCAAGAAUGUGAAUCAUUAACACGAGGUCAGCCAGCCUGAUCCAGGUUGUAAUUGUUUAUUCUUGUCCCCUCGUAUGGACCACAACCUUUUACAACCUGUCUGCUUGAUGACAAUGCCUCUGUAAGGGUUUAACAUUUUGUCAUCCCCAUGAAAUUUUAUGUGAUGGUUGUAUUUAGGUAAGUAAGCCUUUUAACAUGUCGAAAGCCACUUUACAAUGCCUUCAGUCACUGUUGGUUUAUCAGUCAGAGGAGCAGCAAACCUCUCUCUCUCUCCAUCUCGGCCUUCAUUACCAAAUGAACAGCACGCCAUAGCAGCAGUCUUCGCCUGUUAACCAGCUGUAAUAAGCGGACCUGCUGCUGGACACAUCUUUCACCAGCCUGACUCGUCUAUUAACUAAAAGCACUGUGAAGCUUUACUCUCAAUUACCACUCCCUUCACGCUCCCCAUCAAUCAGUUGUGUUCGUUUCAUUAGAGCAGUGGGAAAAGCGUCCACAUGGCCCUCCACUUCUUGAUAACAAAGACUGCCAGUUUGACCAAGUGCAGAUAAAGUAUGUGUGCAAUUCAGAGUUUGCCUUUUCUUUUGGUCCAAUCAAGGGUUUGUCUGAGCGUAUGUGUGGCCCACCUCUUCCUAUUAGCAAACACUAUACCAAGUUUUGAGACUAACUCUAGUAGCAGGUUUGGGCUCUGAAUAUGCUACCAAAAGCAGAAAAAAUGAUAGUUUACUGUAGGGUGAAAUAAUGUCUUUUUGUUUUUGGUUAAUUUCCCAACCUCACAAAAAAUAUGUUUCCUCAUUUUAUGUUUCCAGUAAAACUGAUAAAGAUAUGUUUGGACAAAUCUUUGAAAUCUCUUUUUUUUCAGAAUCUUAAAUAUGAAAAAUCUUGGUCUUUUUAUGGCUCUUGAAACUGAACUCAUUGCUUCACUUUACCUUGUCUGAUAAUUAUCCCUCAGAGACAUGCAUCCACUAGUUCUCACCUUUCUUCUUCUUCUUGUUUUCAGGAGGUGUUGAUGAUGUUGGACAACUACGUCCGGGAUUUUAAAGCUCUUAUUGACUGGAUCCAGCUUCAGGAGAAGUUGGAGAAAACAGAUGCUCAGAACAGGUGAUGCACUCUCUCAUUUUCUUCAUGUCUCACUCUUGUUUACCUCUAGUUCACUAUUUGAGAGUUUAUCCCUGAGGUAAAUCUCUAAGUGGUGGAAUCUGUUCCUUGGCUUUGAGUCUCACACAGAAUAGAUCGAUUGCUUUGGCUUUAAUUCAAAGAGACCCAUGAGCUGAAUUACUGGCCUGUCUUUAUCACAGCGGCCACUGCAAUCAUAAAUUGACUAAGGAAUGAAAUUCUCUCUGCUGCUGCCCAGUUUGUUCAUUUACACCGUAUUGUUAAUCAAUAAGACAACCUGCAGCUUUAACUUGUUCCAUUUAUAGCAGAAAUUGCAUUCGGUAAAUCAGCCGUUUAACCGAUUCACCAAAGAGUGAGCCAGCUCUUUUGUGGCCAGUGUUAUUAAAGUAAUUUCUGCAACUUUCACUUUCCCAGGCCCACGUCUUUGGCGUGGGAGGUGCGCAAGAUGUCCCCAGGACGUCAUGUAAUGCCAAGCCCCUCAGCUGACAGAAUGGUUCCUUCUCCUGGCGCCCGUCGCACCCUCAACUUUGGGUGAGCUCUGUCCCACUGUCAUCUCUCUAUUCCUGCUUUGAGGCCUGUUUUCUGUACCCAUAAUCCUCUAGCAUUUGAUUCAGCUAUAAAGAUCAACACAACAUUUUAAUUGAUUAGAAUUAAAACCAUAAUGCAUCUAGUUAUUAACCAAUCAAUAUUUUAAAUGAUACACCCUUCCUGUUAGAAAGUGCAGCCUAUGUUAUCUCGCCAUGCAGCCAUUGAUCAGUGAUGGUAGAGCAUUUGUUUAAUGCAAUUUGUUGAGUCCUCCACUCUUUGGCUACAAGAGUAAGUGGAAGGUGUAGAUGAAAGUGUCAGUUAAAGACUGCUGAAGCAUUGGUUCAAUAUGCACGCUGAUCUGUAAUCAGACGCUACAGGAAAUGGAUAUUGAUCAUGACGGAGGCCAAAAAGGCCAGUCCUGUGCGAUCUCUGAGUGGAGAGCGCUGGGGUGUUUACCUCUGUGUUUAGGCUGUUCAAAUAACUUGGACAGGCAUCUCUGACCUGAAUAAAAACAUUAAAUGAAGUUAAAUAAAAUCAUUUGCUGACAUUUAAAACUUCGUGGUCAAGGUGCAUAUUUGUUCAUCGUUUUCCCCGUACUGUAUGAUAUGUGUGUGUGUGACUUUUUUAGUGGCCCUCCACCUACACUGGCAGCAGCCCGGCUCUCCCACACAGGCCCCAGCUGGGCAGACAGAGUGAAGUGCACUCAAUCAGCGCCGAGCUCCACUCAGCCGACCAACUCCCCUGUCGAAAAGCUGGGUAAGAAAUCUCUGUCGUUACAGAGCAAAGCAAUGCAUCCUUCUCUCCUCGACUGACACGCGUUUUUUUCCGUCCUCCAGGCAAAAAAGACGCAGAGGGUUGGGAGACGGUCCAGCGAGGACGCACUGCCAAACCUCGCUCUGCUGCUAUGGUUGCCAAAGUCAGUCCUGUCUUGGCUCAUGUCACUCCAAGACAGGACAACGCCAAGGUUAACCAGCCACAACUUCCGCAACAGAAGGAGCAACAACUCCAACCCCAGUGUCCCCCAGAAAAAGACAAAACUCCAACAGACACUCAGCAGAAAGUUCCCGCAAAGCCCGACCCCCCGGAGAAGGUUGAAAAUCCAGAGAAUGAGCAAAUCAUGGAGGUACUGUACUUCAACACUUUGUGACUUCUGUUUUCAAGAGCUUUCCCAGGAUAUCAAUUCUCAAUUAUCAAUGAAGAGCAGAGUAAAAGCAGACCAUUUUAUCAGCCACAUUUGCUCUGUUUUUGGGCUCUCUGUCUUACAUAGACAUACCACCCAGACUGGCAUAUCAACUUUAGGAUUGAUGGUACACUGCCAUUUCAGAGGCAGAAAACCCAUUUUCAUUCUCAUGAUCUAGACACUCAUUCUGUACCUUCUCACACACUUCAGAAGUGUGUGUGUGUUUUUAGCAGCCGUUUGGCUUUCGAUACAAAUCAGCACUUCCAAUCAUUCAGCCUAGACUGAUCUUAAUUGGAUGUUUAGGGCAUGUCAGUAUCAGCUUUCCUGCAUGGUUUGUGUUUUUAGCCUUGAAUUGUGUUGAGUAUUGACUGGUUUGAUUUUUUUGUUGUUAUUGCUGUCAUAAAUUGCUUGAAAUAUGCAUGUAUUUAAUUGAAUGUGCGUGUGUUUGUGUGUGACUGUCGGUGCAGCCCCCAACAGCGAGUGUACAAGACUCGGGGCAGUGUGUCGACUCACCCUGCGAAGACGCGCCUCCCCCAAUACCAGCUCCUACCCCUUCCAAAGUCCCAGAGCUGACCCCAUCCUCAGCCCCAGUCCCACCAACAGACAUUACCUUAUCGGUCCCCACAGUCCCAGCUCUGGCCCUCUCCCCAUCCCCAGACCUUCCCCAGACGGAUGGGCUCAGCGCACUGCUGGCCUUGGGGGACAGUGGGGCUGAGGGGGGCGCGUCACAGGGCACAGCCACAUCUGCUCCAGGACAGACUGGGACUCCCAUGGCAGCGGUGAAACUGGAGAGUGUGCUGGACCCCACAGAGCUUUCUACUGUGAGUGCUGAGAGAUGGAGGAGCAGAGGGAGGGGAGGGUGGGGGCAAGCAAGAGGUCCCUGAGGGUCCUUCACCGCCUAAACAAAGUCAAUCUUAAGAAACUGCCAGACCAAAUGUGCGGGCAAGACUGCAUAGCUCUGUGUAGUGUUGUUGUAGCACAGUUUACCGUGAAGAAAAGCUGUGGGUAGAUGGCUUUUGUACUUGAGCAAGUGUUCCCAGAGUGUCGGCCAUAACUGAUCUCUCCACUUGUUUGCUUUAUUUUAGCCACUUUUAAUAUUCUAUGCCCAAAAAGUUUGAAUUGUGGUCUCUGUUUCCAGUUUAUAUCCAACCCAGAGUCAGAUUUUAAGCAAUUUCUGUCCAUCUAAAUCAGAUUUCAUGACUACUUGAAGCAUUAAGAAUUUCAGAAAAACAGAGCGCCAUACUCGCGGUCAAGGAUGACUUCACUUUUUUUAGUGGGACACUGUCAAAUUUUGACAGGUAGGGGAUGAAAAUGUGGAAUAUUAUGAACUCAAUUCUACUGUGAAAGCAAUUUGGCCUCAAAUAUAGCUCUAGUUUAGAUGUUGACCGUGCAAAGGUAACGCCCAUGUGUUUAAGAUGUAGGCCCGCAGGACUUAAAAUUUUCUCAUACAUACCUCAAGUAAAAGGCUUUCUGCUGUAGAGUAACUGCUGAGUCAUUCUGUUAUAACUGCCAUGUCAUAAAAAUACAUCAAUCCCUGUAAUACGUAAGUAGUUUCUCAGAGAAAAAGCCAUCAGUUGCCUCCUUCCACCAUCUCUUCAUCCUCACAGUUAUCGUGCCUUGCAUGACUCUGGAAUGCUUCCUCACUUGUGAUUCUUGUGGUGAUUGUGUGGUAUAAACUGUGAUUGGGUUGAAUAUGGUGCCCCCCCCUUUAGCCUUAAAAUCAUGCACAUCAAUCAACUGCACGAUCACAUGGUGAAAUAUGAUUUUCUUCUUUCUUAAUUACGCCUUUUACCAGUUAAUUGUUUUGUGACGCAUUUUGUAUCUUAGACUAAAUGACAUGAGAAUCUUUUUUUUUUCACCUGUUGUAUUUUGUCCUGAACGACGGAGUAUUAGGGCCACGUUAAGAAAAAAAGAAAAAUUAAGACUUCAAGAUUAAAGUCGUUAAUUUAAGAGAAUAAAGUCAUUACUAAUAAAGUAAUUACUUACGAGAAUAAAGUCGUGAUAAAGUAACAAGAAUAAAGUUGUGGUAAAAUCAUUAUGAUACUCAUGAUAAUGUGGUGCUGAUGUUCCUGAUGUCAUUUUAAACAACAGGUUAGAAUAAAAGGACUUUAUUCCGACUUUAUUCUCGUUAGUAUUGACUUUAUACUCCUAAGUAAUGAUUUUAAUCUCAUAAUUUAACGACUUUAACCUCAGUCUUUAAUUGUUUUUCUUAAUGUGGCCCUAAUACUCCAUCAUAGUCCUGCAAUUCUUUAUACAAAUAAGUGUUUAAAUUAUUUGCCAACAUAACUUUACAUACAAGGAUCAUUAAAACAUUAAAAAAACAGAUAAUGUAAUUCUACCCUGGCAAACCUCAGCAAACAUGCAUAAUACCAAGACCCUCACACUGAACUGAAGUGGUUAGAAGAAUCCAACUAUAAUUAGUUGUACUAUCUGAGCAGGUGUUUUUCUUUCUACUGCUAAAUGUCAAAUUACUGUCUCUGAAAAACACUCAACAGUUUUCUGUUUAUUCGGUUCCCUAUGGUCCUUAAUUUGAACCCCACAUUCAUAAGUCAAAAUUUCCUGUGUGUGUGAAGUGGUAUCUAUGCCAUGUGUUCAGCCCCAGUCCAUGGCAGAAGUCUUGGCCAAGAAGGAAGAGCUCGCAGACCGACUUGAGAAGGCCAAUGAGGAGGCAAUAGCCAGCGCCAUCGCUGAAGAAGAGCAGCUGACCAGAGAGAUCCAGGCUGAAAACAACGACCUGGAGACUGACAACGAAAGUGACUACUCUGUAAGACUCUUUGCUUGACAUUUAAAGUUCCAGAUUUCAAUUUAUGUUGACGUAUGUAAAAACAUGAGUCUUAACCACAGGCUAGCAUCAGCAAUGGGGGCUGUGGCACGAACAUGGAUUGGAGUGACAUGCUGGCAGACUAUGACGGUAAGGGGUCAAAAAUCCGAAUGAAAACGGAGCCCUCAUUUGUUGUAAUAGCAAACAUUAAACUGGAGUCUAUUUAUUUUUCGUUGCUUAUGUUUCCUGUAGCUCGUGAGCCGUGGCGUCAGAGCACCUCGUGGGGGGACAUCGUAGAAGAGGAACCUGCUCGGCCUCCAGGUCACGGGAUCCACAUGCACGAGAAAUUAUCCUCACCAUCACGCAAAAGGUGGGAAAUAUUUUUAUAUGCAGGGAUUGGUCUGCUUCUCAGUGCUUUUCUUGGCAGCGCAUAGGUCCACUUAUUAGCAGCCAUAACUUCACUUUGACAUUUUGACCCAGAAUCCUGCGAGUCAAAGACCUGCAUUCUGAGUCUGACUGGUUUACCACCCGCAACAUCUAAACAGGCCCCAAACAGAGUCCAUCAGAAUAAAUGUCUGCCUUUUUCAUAGCUGAUAAAGGGAGAAACAGCAGGUGAUAAAUGAUUUGUUUCCAUUAUUUGACAGAACCAUUGCAGAGUCAAAGAAGAAACAUGAGGAGAAACAGCUGAAGGCGCAGCAGCUGAGGGACAAACUCCGGGAGGAAAAGACGCUCAAACUGCAGAAGCUCCUUGAGAGAGUGAGUAAGAAGUGCAAAGCUGAUGAAAAGCAUGCUUGGAAAAAAAAAAAAAAAAAGAAAAACUCCAUGUACGUUGAACUUAGCCUGGCUCAUAACGAGAGGUUUUGUCAGCGCACCGCCUGAUAGAAUCAAAAAUAUUAGAACCCCCUCAAAUAGCAUCCAGGCCAGCUGGCCGCAGACAGUCGUGAGAGAGACCCCUGGCCAAAAUCAACAGCCUAUCAUGAAGUUUGUUUUUGUUCCUCAGGCCAUGGAAAGAUGAGAGAGUCCUAGAAUAAAUCAGGAUUAACCACAUAAAUACAUAAAGUGGUGUGUAUUGGCAUUAAUUCUCAUGUGGUCAUACUGUAGAGAGCAGAAAAAGAUGAAUUUAUCAUUUAUUGUCUGUGUUUUUCUAGAGUAUGUUAAUUAUUUUUCUUUUUUCGAAUAAACACCCACUCCUGUUUCUCACUAUUCUUUUCGUGCAGGAGAAGGAGGUGAGAAAAUGGAAGGAGGAGCUGCUGGAGCAGCGUCGCAAGAUGAUGGAAGAAAAGCUGUUGCACGCAGAGUUUAAACGAGAGCUGCAGCUACAGGCGAUCGUGAAGAAGGCCCAAGAAGAAGAAGCAAAGGUAGAGGAGGAGAUCCCUGUAAAGCAGUGAUAAUGUGCAACAUUGUACAGCAGCUGAAGAAUUUUACAGGAUAUUUGUAGACAUCUCUAAUCCUUGAACAUGAAAUUGUUUAUAUACAUACUUACAUACAACAGAACCUUCUCAAAAAGUGUUCUUUUUCUGCUUCUGGUCAAAACAUUCCUAUCAACAGAUAACCUUUUUUAAAGUCAUGUCUACAUCUACUCCACACAGUAUGUUGUAUGAAUCCGUACAGGUGAAUGAAAUUGCAUUCAUCAACACUUUGGAAGCCCAGAACAAGAGGCAUGAUGCCUUGGCCAAGUUAAAUGAGUACGAGCAGCGCCUGAACGAGCUGCAGGAGGAGAGGCAGAGGAGGCAGGAGGAAAAGCAGGCUCGAGACGAGGCUGUUCAGGUGCAACAACAACAAAAAAAAAAAUGCUGUUUUUACUCGACCCUUAAUUGUUUAAUUAAGCAUCUGCAAUCUCUUUUUUUUUCUGCCUCUGUAGGAGCGUAAGCGGAUCCUGGAAGCUGAGCGGCAGGCACGGCUGGAGGAGCUGCUGGUGCGGAGGAAGGAACAGGAGGCUCGCAUUGAACAGCAGAGGCAGGAGAAAGAAAAAGCGAGAGAAGACGCAGCACGGGAAAGAGCAAGGUAUGUGGUAUCAAACCCUUCAAUAUGGUCGUGUAUAUCCAGUUUAAUACACCAAUCUUAACUUGUUCGGUCACUCUUUCCGAUCAGAAGACUUGUAUGGCUGUUUUGCUCUUAUCUUUGCAGAGACCGAGAGGAGCGCCUGGCUGCUCUCAGCGCCGCUCAACAGGAAGCCAUGGAAGAGCUUCAGAAGAAAAUUCAGAUGAAGGUACAUUUAAAUCAUGCGACCUUGCAUCUCAAGCAGGCAUUAUACAGGACUCCCACUUUCCCAUUUGAACCGAGUUUUUUCUUUUUUGUCACAGCACGAUGAGAGCAGCCGUAGACAUAUGGAGCAAAUAGAGCAGAGGAAGGAAAAGGCUGCUGAGCUCAGCAGUGGGCGACAUGCUAACACAGACUAUGCACCCAAACUGACACCGUAUGAACGCAAGAAACAGUGCUCCCUGUGCUGCGUUGUGGUAUGUACAUCAUGUGAAACAACUCCAAUGGAAACCAAAGGGCCUUUAGUUCUUCCUUUAAUACUCAUGGGCAUCAGAAAAACAGAGAUGCUGCAGCAAAAUAAGCUCUGGGUAACUCCUCCCUGUUUUGGGAUAAGUUCUUUCAGUAUAAAAUGCUGAUAGGAAGGGGAUUGAGGGGAAUUUAAGAAGAGGGCACAUUUAAAUAAGGAUUUAACGGCAUCAAUUAUAAACAGGGGCUCUUAAACUGAGAUUUAUGUUUGAGCAUGGUGAAGCUUUUACAGGUGUAAGGCAACAAAUCCACAAACAGACACAUUUAUCUCUGAUGAUCUGCUACCGUAGCAACUAUAGUAAGACACCUUGUGUUCUCAAAUAAGCAUCAUUCAAAGAAGGUGAUGUGUGUGUCUGUGUCUGUGUGUGUAGUGGGGGGUGGAGGGUUGUUGUAGAGCUAAAAAGAGGUAAUCUUGUUAAAUGUUCGAUGACCUUGGCCAGCGUCUGACACCAGAGAUCACAGAUUGGUCAGCUGCAUGCACUUAAAUUAAUGAUAUUAUCCACAAACCAGUCAAAACGGGCCUGUUUCCAGAAAUGAGACGACCACCAUUGUUUUCAGCGCACCUGCGUGUUGCUGUGGUCAUGGUUUAGAUUUCUGAAACAUUUAUUUUGACAUCAGUGAUGUCCCUGUGUUUUAUUUGACCACACUUGACUUGAUUGCAUCAUUUUGGGACUGACAAAAAUUAUAAUGUCAGAUAUUAUCUUCAAGUUUAUGAGUAUUUAAAGUUUCUGAAAAGAGUUAUCAUUUUGUUUAAUUUGUCCAGCUGCACUUUGUUGCUGCAAGAUGAUUUUGUUUUAAAAAAAGCGGCAUUUGGACUGCUCAGUCAAGUUAGACAGAGCUGCAAUUAGUGACAUUAACCACAUUUAUCUAAGUCCUUGCUUAAAGCUUACAUUCAGGAGAGCCAGGUCAUGUCCUAUUGAAGAGCCGCUGUGGUAUAUCAUUUUACCAGUGUCCCAUGGGGCCCUGUUGACCCUUUCCUGCCUCUGUCUCCUUUGUGUCCACAGCAGUGACCUCUGACCGCUGUGUUUGUGUUUGCAGAUCACCUCUGAGGUGCACCUGUUCAGCCACACCAAGGGCAAGAGGCACCAACAGGCCGUGCGAGACAGUAGCAGCAUCCAAGGGCGGGAGCUCUCUGAUGAGGAAGUGGUGCGUAUCACACACACACACACACACACACACACACACACACACACACACACACACACACACACACACACACACACACAUGCACACACUCUGAUAGGAACUAACAUCCACUCAUUCUGUCAAAGAAAGCUGCACUGCUGCUGCAGCCUGAGCCAUGUAAAAAAAGACAAAGAGACACAGCGGUUGCCUUUUAUGACAUGGUCAUUAUUAUUGUUUAUGCAUCCUCUUAGAUACUGUCAUGGCUCCGUUGCUGCUUUUGUCAGAUCACAAAUAAGCCUGGGAAUAUACACAGUUAGGGUUCAGCGCUUCAGUGGAGGGGUGACAUCACCCCCUUGUCUCCGGGCUGUUUUUGUCACGCAGCGCUUUUCCAUGGGAAGGCAGCUCGUUAAUGCAAGGUAACCUCUCAGGCUGCAAUAUGAGAUUGGCUUUUCAGCAGUGCUCAUUGUGAGGCUGACAACUGUUGGUGCUAUAUGCAGCACCUUUGCCCCCCUGCAGCUCCUUCAUUCAAAGCUUUUUUCAGUGAGCAAUAAUUGAUACCCCCCUCCUUUCUUUAACUCUAAAUCAUUUCCUCUCCAAACGCAGCACAUUUUUCUGUUUGACACUUUGACAAACAGGGCAAUGGAGAGAAGCAUUUAACAAAUACAGCACUGUAAAAGUCCAUAUAAGAGCACCACCUCUCAUACAGUUUUAGCACAAACCGUAAAGUUGAGACUCUUCUGUUUUCCCACUUUUAAUAAUAGUUUUUUUUUAAAUCACAAAUUAGCCUCAUUUUAAGCUGCUGCUUAACUCCAAGUUAAAAUGUUUUACCUGAGCCAUCAGUCACAGCAAUAGUUCUUUUAAGAGAAUUCCUAGAUGUUCAGAAUUACCGUCACUCAUUCUGCGUGAUAGCUGAUCAAACAGUUCAAGUGGUCUCAGUCUGUAGGCUGUGUUUAGCUAGACUUCACAGGCCUCUGGUUAUUUAUAUCAAAGCUAAUUUGGGAGUCUGCCUCUUUAUUCACACCACUGCCAACUAUUUUCCAGGCUGUGCCCCCAUAACUUCUCCUGCACUGAAAGAUUUUUAAUUAAAAUGAAGACAGUUGGUGCAACUGCGCAGAGGUCGCGUUAUCGUUUCCAAGCUGAAGACUGGGAUAAAUGCUCUCUGCCUCUAAGUCAUUUUUGACCAGCAAAUUAGAUUAAAAAUACUGUUAUAGUUAUUCUCAUUUGAGCUUGCGCUUGAGAUUUCAUUUCAUUCUUUUAACUCACCAUCAGUCCUAGUUUGGGAGGAUGCAAGUAUUUUGCAAGACCGCAUCCAAGACUUGAUUUCUGGAUUUUAUUAGUUGAUCACCUCACAUCUCAAAGAAAUCUGUCUGCUUUGUCACCGCUGCUUUUCAAGUAUAGCCAAGAGAAGGGUCACUGGGCUUUGUCAGAGCUGACCUCCAAAAGGCACUGUAUGGUUGUAGUAAAAGCUGUUUGAUCGCCACAAACUGAGAAACUUGAUGAAAUAUCUAAAGCUCCAGCUGCAGUGAGCGUCUCCCUGAACUCACUGUUUAAGAUUUUAUUUUAUUUAUUUUAUUUUGCACAGUUAAAAAAUACUGAAUAUGACAGCAAUAGUUAGUGCAGGAGGAGGCAGAAAGAGCUUAUUUGAAGCCUCCACCUCAAAUUUAAAAAAUGAACACAAUACUGCACUGAAUCACAGAAAGUGGAUUACAUUAAAUAAUUCUGGACAAAUGGUACGAUUAAAAGUAUAUCAAAAACAUAAAAGGAUUUUAUAAUUACCUGCAUAUCCGAUUUUGGUUGAGAGCUCAGACCUCAUCUGUAUUUUUAGCAGAAAACGUAUCCAACCACAAAAUACUUGAACAGAACAGAAAUAGAAUUCACAGAUAAAACAACACAAUAGUAGUUCGUUAACAGCAGCCAGAAGUUUCUCUGGACAUCUUUUGUAGCUUUUGAAUCUGACAAUUUUUUGCAAUUUAACGUUUGUCUAGCAGCGAGACUGCUGUCCGAAGAGCCGAAUGAAUAAUUCCAGUUUUCUGAAAUGUCACAUUUAGGAUGCAGUUGGAAAAGGUUGUGUGAAUCUAGUCUGAUCGUAUCUUUCUUAGUAGCUAACAUGGUCUGCAGCUCUUUGGGUCAGACCAGAUGGAGAGUCUACACCUUCAAGCUUAGUUUUUGACUAAGAAGACUCAGGAUAGAAACAUGCACUUUAAAAUCUGGAUUUGUGUUGGCUGUCUUUUUAGAUCUGUUUGUGUCAGGGAAAGGCAAAGAUGUUAAGAGUGGUGUCAGAUUACCCCCACAGGAGUCACAUGUAUCAUGUUGUGGGGUAGUAAUAUCCUCAGGCAAGCGUCUAUGCUUCUGCUAGCUAGACAACUCUCUGUCGUCAAUUCUGAUUAUCUCAAGAACUCUUUAGCUCUCACAGUGUCCAUUUAGACUUGCCUCUUUACAACAGCAAAUCACAAAGUGAGGGACAGCUACAGCAUGAGUCAUAACUGACCUGUGCUAUUGUAGAGUAGAGGGCAAAAGUGUGUGCAUACAUCGAAACACAAAUGUGCCCUCCCUUCGUUAUCAUUAUUAUUCACAUUUAUUAUUAGAAUUGUCAUUUUUUUUCUAUCCUACUUCCUGCUUUUAGAUCAAACUUUUCCUUCAGGAAUGCCAAAUUAUGCCCUAGGUAACUAACUGAUCAGUACCAAAGCUCCUGAAAACCCAACAUGUUUCCACUCUGACAUGUGAAAAUGUAACACUUACUAUUCAAUACCACAGCAACGGUGGAAAUUUGAAAUAAAAAAUCCAAAAAAGCUUAAAUGCAUGCAAUUGUUACCAAAACUAUUAACCUCACUCAAAACCCAUUUGUAUUUGGUUUGACACGAUUACAUCUGAUCGACAUUUCCAGCUGUAUUAGGCGGGUAAUCUCACAGCUGUCAUAAAGAUUCAGAUUAAAAAGUCGAUCAGACUAUGAUGAGCACUCAUUUGUAUGUGAUAUAACCUUGUUUCAAUGGUGUACAGCUUACAGUGAAAAAAAUAAUGAGAAUUAAUAAUCAAAAUUGUGCCAUUGUUGCUCAAUCUAACCCAAUAACUCAGAAUGAAUCAUGUUUUAAUGUCUCCACCAGUUUUGUUUUCAUCUUGCAUACUCUAGCUCACUUAGGAACACCUGUUUUUUUUCAUGACGAGAAAACGUCCAUUCAGGCAGCAGGUGCACCGACAACACUUGUAACCAAAGGGUAUCUAGCAUCCCACACACGGGUUAGCUCUGCUGAAUGGAAACCCUUUAUCUGUGAAACCAUCCUAUUCUCCGGGGUGCUGGAUGACAGCAUAAUUGGGUAAUUGGUUUCUUGCACAUGCAUCAUGUUCUUCAAAUUGGGUUACUUCCCCCUGUCUCUGGGUGGAAAUAUCAGAAUCAUCUGACAGGGCCAGACAGGAGGCAACACCUCCAGGUUUUUAGCCCGUCUGUAGGUGAGUGGCUUUAAAAGAUUGCCAGGAGUUACAGAUAAUUACAGGGAACAAAGGUGUUACUGAGAGGCGUGGAUCUACCUGUCACACGAUCACAAGUCUGUUACUUCAAACAUUUCACAUUAGCAUUUAGUAUUAAAUAAGUUCUGCUUCUGUUGGUUUUGUACGGUUUUGUUCAUUUUGGUUAUUUUAAUUCUCACUUAAAAGAAGAAAACUGUUCUAAAUAAUAAAGAUUGCACAGAAAACAUAAAUUAAAGGAAGCGCUUCAGUCUCAGGCUCCUUUACAGGAUCCUUUACCAAAUUACAAGUGCAGAAAUAUUACCAUUAUUAUUUUCAGAAUAGUGACUUAAAAGAUCUUGAAAUCUUUUAUGCUACAUUCAACACUUGUUAUAUUGUACCUUUGUGUAUUAAUAUGUUCCCAGUAUGUCAGUGUAUCAUGGGCCUCAGGUGAAGAUGUUUUUACGUAAUAUCUUAGUUUCAGCCUUUUUUAAAGAGGUCAUCAUCCAUGUCCUUUUUAAUGAAAUGAUCACAGAUUCUAGAUUUUGUUUUGUUUAAUUUGGUUUAGCUGAGAAAUUUCCUUUAGUUGUAAAUGACGUGGAGUAGAGAUAGCUUGUAAAGAACAUGUGUAUCCUCCAAGAAAAUAGGCCACAAAUGUCUACCUCUAAAUUGUUGGAUAGUUUUGGCCUAUGUACAUAAGUAGUUUUUUUUUAUUUUUAUGUCAUUGUAACAAACAAUCACCAACAUCAACAAUUGAUUUUUGUAUUUCUCUUGCAACUCUAGGAGCAUCUUUCCUUGAAGAAAUACAUUGUGGACAUCGUGACAGACAGCUCUGUGUCUUCUGAGAGCAUGAAGGAUGGAGAGGAGAGGCAGAAGGCACGGAAGAAGGCAAAGAAACUCCGCGCCAGGAUGAACUCCAGGUAAAACAUAAAUCUCCCCUCUGUCUGCCUCUCCUUCUCUUGGUUACUUUCUCUCAAUCCUCCCAGAGGCUCAGCAGACAAAACUGUGCCAGGGUUUUUUUUUUUAUGGCUUACAAGGAAAGUGAAGAGGAUAUUAUGUGCAUCCUGGCUGUCCACAAGGUAACACUGAUGAGCUUAAUUUAUGACCACUUUCUGUGAUUGGGCGGCAAAACUGAAAAUCGAUCUGUAGCUCCCUCGACUUUCACCUGUAAAGAGCUUUCCUCCAAAUUGAUGCCAUGGCAUUGCCAAAUCUGAAGCCCUCCGCAGUGAACAGGAUAUAUGUUAAAGUAUGAAUGAGCCAUUCCUUCUUUUCUUCUUCUGAGCUAUUGAUUUUUAAAUGAAGUAUCAAAGAAAAUCAAUAGUAAUCAACAAAUAGGAGGUAGAGCUACUGUGUGUCAGAUCCUGGACCUGAGCUCAAUCUAUUUAACAGGCUGUCACAACAAGGAGGGAGAGUACGGGAAAGAGACACAGUGUUGACAAUGCUUACUCUUCGACAGGAGAUCAACAUGAACGCCCAAACAUCAUCAUCACUUAUGAAAACUGAACUGAGGAGCUGCUUUUCUGUUUUCUUUAGCUUGUUAUUUGUUUAAGCCUCUGGCUGCCCGUACAUAUCUUUUUGGAACUCACACACAAACAAAAAACACAAUUUUAACACUAUAGCACCUUAACAUAUACAGAAACUAUCAUCCAGAAAAUAAGGCAUCUUAAGAAUUAGAAACUACUCUCAUUGCCCCGUAGGCCAUCCUCACCCUCAGAGCGUCCAGGAGUGAACAGGAAGCACUGUUAAAAAGUUUGUCUCUCUGAAACUAAAAAAGGGCAAUACAAACAGAGGUUGGACAUAAAUUAAUUUUACUAACUUCAAAAAACAUUUGCAAAUACUAUAAACUGUACACUGAAUCAGCAUAGUAUGAAGAACAGUGUUUCCCUAUGGUGGGAUUUUUCUUUCAAAUUUGCAUAUAUUUUUUUCCAAUUGUUUUUAUUGUGAUUGGUCCUCCCUCAAUCGCACAAAUGAUGAAAUUAUUAAAAUUCAAAAAUUGAGAACUUAACUCCUUAGAACAAGAAUGCUGGGGUGCAAAUCUGUUAUAAUACAGAGAGAAAACUAUAUAUAUACCUUUGCAUAAGGGUUGAAAAAGAAAAACAUGGAUGAAAAAGGAAAUGGAUAUAAGACCUGGUACUAGACACACGGUGGACAAAUGGGAGCGACAUAUCUAAUCCAUCUUUCCCAUCUUUCCAAAAACAGUCCCUGUUUUAGUCUCAUAGCAAAAGUAAUUCUAUCCAUCUUAAAAAUGUUGUAAAUAAUGUCAAACCACUCGUCCACAGUCAUUUUUUCUAGUUUUAGCCACUUCCUUGUUAUAGCUUUUCUAGAAGCGGCGCUUAGAAUCUGAAAUAUGUAUUUGUCACAGGAGGAGACAUUUUCUGAUAGAUUUGCAUAUUUUUAUACCCUCAAAAGAGAAAUAAGAGGCACCAACAAGCAGUUGUCCCAUUCCGUCACAGUGCUGUGUUCUCAAUGCUGCUAGUUUUGGCUCUGUGGGGCUCAGCAGUCCUAAAAAAGUGACAACACGAUCUGUCUCUGUUCACCGUCACUCUUUCACCAGCCCUGCUGAGACCCGCUCUCAAAGGCAGCAGGCUUUCAGAGGUCAUAAAUAACACAAAGCCCCAGUAAACAUAAAGGUGAGCUGCUUCACCACUGGGUGGAAAUGAACCGUUUUAUUGCAACACUGUAUGGUGUCUGUAAAAGCUGAGUGGUUCUCACUCGACUUUUUCACCGGGCCAAAAUACAGCUCUGUUCGCUCAUAAAGCAGUGCACACACACAUUUAAACCGUCAUGGUUUUUGUUUACACAGUUUUAAAUGAGUUUAUUAUUUUUGCAUUACUCUUUUACAUGACUAACUUUCUUUAAUAAGUGUUUUUACAAAUACAAUUACCUGUAUAAAUUUCGUAAAAGCAGCCAGCUGCAGGUUUUGGGUUUGAACCUGAGUUUCCCCUUGUGCUCUGGUUCAAGCAACAAAUAAGGGGAACAGAGUGGCCAGUGUGUCGUUGUCUAUGUGUGUUGACCCCAGAUGGCGAUAUUCAUACAAAGACACUCCUGUAUAGAGUGCUGCAGACUACAGUUAAUGUCGGCAAACAAGGCCCUGACUCAGUUCACCUGAUCUGCUUCCUUACAUUAAGGGUUAAAUGGCCUUCUCAUAAAUUAAGAGACAUCUCUAACGUCGCACAGAAAUGCUAGAUGGUAUUUAAGUACUUAGAAAUAUCUGAUUUUGGUAUCAUUAUAGAGCCUGGUUUCUUUUACUUAUACUUGGUCUGCAUUGAGUGUUUGGUAGUAAUUGUAUGAAUGGAUUUUUGUAACUUGGUAAGAGUAGUAAGCAUACAAUGAAUGAACUUCUUUAUUGUGAUCAACUAUCGAAGCCGCAGUCGUUGGUUCCUUUUUAAUCUGGUUAGUUAAACUUGUCAUAGAUUAAUCAUGUAACAUCAUUGAUAAAGUACAGGUCGUAUACGGUUCAGGCCCUUUUCACAGACAGCUGCACCAACACUUUUUGAUACCUGGCUCACAACUCUGAUAUACUGGCACUGAUAAAUAAAUGCAUCUAUCAUGUGUAUUUUUCUCUCCUUUCAGGUACUAAAACAGUUUCUAAUGAAGGUGUUUCACUCAAAACUCUUUGCAGACAAACAAUACAGGAAUUGCAUUUUUACUGCAUAAAGCAAAUAAAACCAAUAAGAAGAGAAUAAUAAAAUGAUAAAGCUUAAAGCGACACCUUCACAAUAACAGGUUAUUUCCUGGUCCUAUCGGUAAACUAUUAAAAAGGAUGAGGCUUGGGUCGCUCCAUGUCUGGUGACUGCUCGGUCAAACCCACCUGUCGUCUUCCAGGAAGCGUUUGAUCCUAUCGGUGCGCAGAGAAGAUAUGAGUAGCCGGAAAGCGCUCUAUCUCACUCAAAUCAAUAGUUACUUAUCAUGUCUGGGAAUGCCUGAUUGACAGAUAAAAUCACACACACACAAACACACAGCGCUUGACUCUCUGAAUCUAAAUCUGACUGUUUGAGUAACGCCGCAGAAAAAACAGAACCCCAAUGACCAUUGCCUUUUGGAGGUCACACACUCAAAACACUGGUUGUGCUGCUUGUAACCUCCAUUAACUGUUUAUUUGGCAAGAAGUGAAGAACUUGAGCCUCCCUUCUUAAGAUGACUCAAAGCGAGGUGAAUUUAAAGCUAGAAAAAAUGUCUUCAUAAUAUGAGUGGAUGGCAGCAAACCGCCAUCCCCACAGAGCCGGUGUCUGAUUAUUUUAAGCUGAGUUACUUGGUGAACGGUUGACAGGCCAAAUAAACAGACUCAGUUUGAACUUUUCUCUCUUUCUUCACGCUUUCAUCCCUCGUGUUCUGUACUGACAGGCCAAAGAUUCUUUUCCUUAAAUCCUAAGACUUUUUCCUACCUCUCCCUCUGCAGGGCAAAGGAAUACGAGACAUCAAUCGAGGCGAAGACGCAGGUCCCUGACUCCCCGUACAAGGCCAAGUGCGUGUUUUUCCUUUUUUUUAACCCAGAAAUUCAGGUUUCACAGUUUGUUUGUUUUAAUUUUCAUAUAUUUCUUAAAAACAAUAGAGCUGAGUUGAUGGGCUGUUCUUAACAUUGCCAUUGUUUAAUAAAGUCAAUGUAUUGAUCAUAUUAUCUGUAAAUUAGUGACAGGGAAAAAUAUUAGACAUGAAAAAUUGUUGAACGGGUUUACCGUUUUUAUUAAUUUAUAUAUUUUUUUAUUGAAAAAAAUUUAAAAAGAUGCUUUCAUUACAAUGUCUGAAACCUGUGCUUGUAUUUCAAACAUUAGAUAAUCAAAAGAGUAUUUGUGUUUGUCUUUUUCCAGCUUCAUAUUCAAUGUUUUGGUAAACCAAUAGUCAGAAACCUAAAUUUUGGAAGUACACAGUCAUUUGGAAGCAGUAUCAUUCAAACAUGGAUUAAGAACUGCUCUCUAUGAACAGAUUUAUCAUAACUGUUAAGCUCCUGUCUGUUCAGGUUGCAGCGCCUGGUGAAAGAUCUACUAAAGCAACUGCAGGGCCAAGACAGCGGCCAGUGGGCCAACAACAAGGUGUCCGGUCUGGACAGAACUCUGGGGGAGAUCUCACGCAUCCUCGAGAAACAGGUAGGCGGGAAACAAAUGGAUCAGACCGACGUUGUUGCUGUUGAUGAGGGAAUUCAAAUUUCAAGAGAUUAGAAGUAAAUGUUUGGAUUAGAUGAUUAAUUCACCAGCUCGUUAAUGUUUGUCCACAAACCUGCUUAGUACAGGAUCUUUGACAGCACUUUUUCUCAGCUGUAUUAAACGCCGCACAGCAGAAGUUUCUCUGCUUUGUUGCCGCUCUUUUGCAUGAACAGUCUGCAGCAGUGCUCAGGUCGUGCCAGCCCUUUGGCAUGUCUUUUCAGUGAUGAGUUGUUUUUGGCUGCGCCUCCCUGUGUCUCACCCUCCCAAUGUAGAGUAUCACUUACUCCACACCAACUUGCCUUUGGUUAUUGGCUAAUGAAGACCACAUUAACUGUGUUUUCAUUGUGCACAUGGUACCAAUAGAGGGCUUCCCAGUACGAGAGCCGGCGUUGUCUCUGUCCAUGUGGCUCGCACGACUCAGAUGUCACUGGUUUAGACAAUGGUAAAUUGGAUUUCCAGAUGAAAUGCCAUUGAUGCAAGACUUAAUUUGACAGAAGUAAGCACAUGUGACUUUUUUCUUCAGAGAUCGACAUAAUUUUUUGAAACUUUUGUUGACUGCUGCAUCAAAACGUAUGAUUGUCUUAUUCUUUUGCAGACAUUUUUAACUGUUGUUAAUUUGAAACAUCAAUCCCAAAGGGUUCGUUUCAUGAAGCUUUAUUAUUAUUUUUUUUACAGUAAAACCCACAUCAAUUUGAGGCAGGGAGAAGGAAUUAAAACACCUGCCACUGUGUUUAUGAUGAGGAAAAUAUACAGCCCACUUCCUGUAAUGAGGCAUAAAUUUCCUGCCAAGUUGUGGUUGGAGCCAUCAUAACAUCCCACUGUGCCUGCCUCUGGGCGUGAGGAUAGAGAGAUUAUGGUGUCCCAUCAGUGACGAGGGGGACGGCUAGAGAGGCUAUUACUGAAUUUCCCCAGAGAGGCCAAGAAAGAAGUGGCGGUGGUGGGUGGCACGGCGUCCUGUAAGGAGAGAGGAGGAGACCAGUGUGAUGUGAGUAGCUCACAAGCUGUCACUACAUGAGAGCUCCUCCCCUCGGCUCCGAGUACUCCCAGAGGGGGGUCAGAGGUCAGUGGGCCACAGGAGAUGUGCUCCAUUCAACAUGGUGUCACUGGCAAGGAGGCCCUGCUUGGGUGCCUUUUCUUUUUUCUUUCAGCUCAGUUCGAGGCACGUUUAUGAACUGCUUUGUCAAGUUUUGCUGGAGCGGAUUCUUUAGAGGAACAUCCAGUCAGAGCUGAGUGGGUCAAAGUGAUUGGCCGAUGAGGCAGCCGGGGGAACACUGUACUCUCUAAUCCCUGGACAAAGUCAAAUAAACAGAGUCUCCGUCAAGCAUGGCUGUCUGGCCCCUGAGUCACUUCAAGUCAGAGCCGUUUAGAUUAUUUGACCUAACAAGCAUCUCUCAUGUCAUUGACUCACCUAAAGAUUUGUUUUUCUCCCCCAUAUCUGAUUCAGUCUCCACUUUCUCAGCUAAUUCCUUACACAACACCCGACACUGCCCCUCUUGCAGUACGUCUGUUCGGGUCCCACCCCCCACACUUCUCCUUGGCUUUAUAGGUUAUGUCUAGUCUCUGACCUCGGCGUGUCUCUCCCUCUGUGGCCUCUAAUGGUUUAUUUUGUGUCAAACCUAUUUUCUCUACUUUCCGCAAUUGAGAAGAACAGAUUUCUAAAUGUGCUCUUUUUCUUUUUGCUGCACACCUUGCUCGGGUAUUUCUAUGGCUUGUCUUUCAGCAUGUCAAUAUGGAGGACAGGUCUGGGAAGUGGUGGAGUUGUAGCUGAGGACUUAAGGGAGGUGAAGGGUAGACUGGAAGGGUAAUAGCUUUUUGCUCUGCCUUGAGCAGACUGACAGGCACUGCUCAGAUCAAUAGUGUCAAUAGAACUGAGAGAAGGUAAACAUUACGUCUGUAAGCUCAGAAACUUUAUGAGCCAUACAAUAUACUGCAAAGCUACAUUUAAAAACUUAUAUUUCUCAUUUAAAGACCAUGUGUAUACAUGUUAGAAUCAUAAGGCCAUAUUCCUGUUUUUUCUUGUGUGACUCACAGGGUGGGAAUCACCAGUGGCCCCACGAUACGAUAUUAUCACGAUACUUGGGCCAUAAUACGAUAUUAUUGGGAUUUUUAACAUUUUGUAAUACAGUGAGUAUUGCGAUACAAUAUAUAGCGAACUAUACAAUUUUAUCAACACAGUAUUUUAUUUUCAUGUGGCACAUCUUGCAAACCUUAUAUACAGUAUAUUUGUUAUACUAACUUUGUCCUGCUCUAUGAUGUCACCUCUGCAAACCUCACUGGACAAACAGUUGAUUUUUCUUUUCCAUUAUCAUAAAUUCAACUUCAUAUUAACGAUUAAUUUAAAAAUAUCGAUACUUGAUCAAUCAGACGACACGAUAUAUCACCAGACAAAAUAUCGCGAUACUAUGCUGUAUCGAUUUUUUUUCUCCCACCCCUAGUGACUACCACUAAUCACUAAAAGUAAAACUUUUUGUGCAAAACUACCCAAGAAAGGUAUUUCAUGACUUUAUUAUCAUUUAACACAUACUUUUCAUCGAGUAGACAGUAAAGAAAUGAGUCUCAUCUCUGGUACUGGCUCUGUCAUUAUUUUGGGCAUGUUUUGAUGAGAUGAUCAAUCAUGUCAUUAUUAAGAAAUCAUUGGUCUCUCUCCAUAUGUUGCUACUUGUGCAUUCAAAAUUAAGCUCCUGGCACUACCUAACUUUUAUCAUACAUGUAUUGUCAAUCUUUAAAUGUUAUUAAAUUAUUAGAUUAUCAAUGUAAAAUUGCACAUUGAUGAAAAAGUGAAAACAGGAUUCACAAUCAAUGUUUUCUCUUUCAUUCAGGGACCAUUUAUUUCCAAUUGACAGUUCCUCACUACAAGACAAAAUAGGCAGUGAGAUUUUUCAGAGCUUCUUAGUGUAUUAGUUACAAAAACCGUCUGUCUGUGGUUUCUGCGGCAGGUCUGAUUUUGUGCCACACCAACCUUUGUUUAUCCAGUAAAAUGUACAAAGAUUAAUCCCAGUUUGUCGAAUAAUCUGCUCCCCUAUUUGCCCCACGCUCACAUUGUCUUCUAAAUUAUACGCCAUUAUGUCUUGUAUACACAGACGUUUAUAUUGGACCUGAAAAUGUUUACUAUAGCAGCUUUGUUGUGGUUUACAGUCAACUCGGCCCACAGGGCUUUGUUUACCACUCCCCCCUAGCUUUUCUGUGAAGCUGAGUUGUGAUGAAUAUGAGGAGAGAGUGAUCUGUCAUACUCCUCCCUGUCACUGUCGGGUUUUAGUUGUUAAGGGCUGGACCCAUGACUUAAAGGUGCAGCUCAGACUUUAAAGGCAGUCCUGAAUGAACAGUUGUUUUCCAUCUGUCAGUGAAGUAGGCCGGCUGAAGCUGCGUCCUGCUCUCUGCUUUGUUGGGAGGGGACGACUAAGAGCAAUCUGGCCGCUCUGCUGGUCAGUCACUGUUGCAGGAAUUGCCAGCUGCUUAGGCUUCCCAUCAGCGAGGGUGACAGUGGACAAUGAUUGGAUAAGAUUCACCCUGUUGUAUAAAGCAGGAGCCGUACUUUUUAUGUGUGUCUGAAAUUUCAACAGCAACUCUUUUGUGUUAAUCUUUCUGACACAAAUGAUUAAAGAUUGUAGACCUAAAUAUCUCUGUAGCACUUAAAUUAUGGUGUCUUGUCACACAGUUCACCUCAUUAAAAAAAUAUGUGUUUCUGUGAUUCUUCUGACUCUAUAUUUCAGUUAACAAACAGUAAAUAGUUUAUUAAGUUUGAAAAGUUUUCUGCUCAUAGAUUAAGGUGAAGGGAACACAAAAGCCAUCGUUUCUAUCCAUCUGGAAGCAGGAAUAAGAAACAGAAUCUCGUUAUUGUCCCAAAAGGGAAAUUAGUGUUGCAGCUGGAGCACACAAAGACAGGGUACACAGUGACGGUACAGUAAGAAUAGGCUUAAAAUCAACAUGAUAAAAAGGAAAAACAACACAACAAAGGAAACACCAUACAAACAAGAUCACUAAAAAAUAAUGUUCAGUCCAGAGCCAAUACCAAAACUGGAAAUAACUGCCUUAGUAAGCUGUGAAAAGUGCAAAAUGUGGAUGUGCAAAAAUGCAAUAAAUAAAUAGUGCAAAGAAGAACAUGGGCAACCUAAGGCCUAAUUGCCAUUAAUUGCCACUGGGGAUACAUGAGAUCUGAAGUCUCUUGUUUGUGCAAAAUAUCUGCACAAAGCUGUGUCUUAGUCCAUCAAAUAAUUUCUAAAUAUCCCUUUAAUAGCACUGAAAUGUUCUUCGGUUUGUAUUCAAAUUUAGCUGGCUGUGUAAAGACACUGAUGCAGAAAUUACACACAAAUAGGAUUUCUGUUGCCCUGCGUCAUUGGCUUUAUAAAAGGAUGUAUCAUCACUGGGUACAUUUGCUUAGACUCACUUUGCACAACAAUCACUGACCUCUGAGCUGUCAUCGUGCAAAACAAACCCAGGAAUGACGCUGUUGUUGUUAAAGAGGGUGUCCUCACAGUGAUAGUCAGGCGCUUCCUUUGUUUUAUAUAAACCACUGACACAAGAUAGCACUGUCAUGUAGUUUAAACUUAACCCUCCUCACUUGUUUUGUUCCAUCAUCACAGCAGAUAAAUCUGUCAGCAGAGCAGAGAAGGCAGCGACUAGCCAAGAAACUCUUGUCUGGUUUUCACAGGAGAGAGCCAGGACUGGGCAGGUCCUAGUUACCCUCUCUAAUACCAUUUGAUAAGCUGCUAUGAAAGAGCUGCUUUUUUCUCAUUUAGCCAAGGAGCUUUUAGGUAGGUGUGUUGAUGGGAGGGUUAAGAGAGGGGGGUUAAGGUGAGCCCAGCGAUUGACAACCAAUUGAUUAGACAUGGAAACUGCAGGCAAGUAAUUUGAAUAAAUACCUUGUAGACUCUUGAAACUGUCUUUUGAAUCUUCUCAUUAUGUCAAAGGUAAAGGGUCUUCAGCGGUGUUUGUAAAUGUUUUCAGACACUUCAGCGCUUCGUCUGCGUAUGUCUUAACACCGGAAUCGAGGAGCAGUUACCUCAGCUGCAGCAGAAGCAGCAGCAGCGGGCAUGAAUGACAGAUGAAGAGCUUAUCUGUAAUUUAGUAAAGCGCUUCCCUCUCCAUGUGUUCAGGCUUGUUGGCAACUUCCCAUCUUUGGAACAAAAGCGCUGUGAAGUGGCUGGAUUUGAGUGCUGUCACAGCACCGGAGGAGCCUGUAACCUCAUUAGGUUGAGGAGUGACCUGCAGUGUAGCACAGCUCUGUGUAGUUGUGCGAGGAAGGCCGUCCAUCAGCAGCUCCCGGUAGGCCCAGGCACAAACAUGCCUUGGAGUCGGCACUCGUUUCUGGCUUUGUACUUGUUGAUUUAUAAGACAAUGUAGCAAGAGCAUCUGACCCACUGCCAAUUACUCCAUCAUCACAGGAGGGCAGGACCUAACUGUUUGCAUGUGUUCAUAAAUCCCAGGAACUGUAGUGUUGGUGAAGUGAGAAAAGAGAGAGUCAAACUUCAGGGGGGGAAAUAACCUAUGAAUGAGACUGACAGUCAAAAAAAACGUAUCAUAAAACUCCUUUAUUUACUUAUUUAGUGACCUAUAUCCUGUUGUAUUUACAGGCAGGGAAUUAAAGGUUACACAAUUUAUAGUUUAGUGAAGUUUUUAAGUUUACAGACAUUUUUAAAACUCUGUCCUAUUUUCAGUUAUAUUUUCUUUUUUGUGAAAAAUUAUUUAUCACCUGUAGAAAAUGAACUUUUUUGUAUUUUCCAGUCAUCAACAGAAUUUUUCUCAACAUAAAAUAUAAACAUUCACCGGCUGUUUCAACCAAAUAACAUCAAGUACAGGAACUUUACAGCAUCUUGAUGUAUGAGAUUUUUGAGAAGCAUUAGUCUGCCACUGACAUAAAAAAUGAAAUGCAUAUUGUGUUUACUAGAUUAUAUAUUAGUUUGAAUAAAAUAAGUGAAAAAAUAGGAAAGGAAUAAAGUGAAAGGAGGUUAUUAUGAAAAUGUACAAACUGAAAAAUGUCCAAACCUAUGUAUUUAGAAGUAAAAGAGGAUUUCAUCUGCAUGUGUGUAAGUUUGCACAGAAUUAAAGGUUAAUAGGUUUAGAUUAAAACAUUUUUUUAUAUCUUGAAUCUAAAGUUACAGAGGGAUAUCAGAGUUUUUAAAAGGUCUUUGAUUUCACUGGCCUUAGUUUGGCUAAAAGGUGUUUUUCUCAGUUACGCUCCACUGUGGUCAUCAUGAGACCACCCUGGCGCUAACUGGAGCCUGCAGAGCAUUUGCCGUACACUGAAACACCACUGUUGUGGGGCGGAGUUGGGUUGUUCACUUUUUGAGAUUGAACAGGAAUACUUCUGGGAUCACUUUGUGUCAAAUUUCAAUCCCCCUGCUCCUGCAGGAGAAAGGAGAGGCUGCCUCUCUGGUGAGAGCUGUGUAAUCCCUCGCCCAGCCUGUUGCCUGCCUGUUGUCCCCCCUGUUCCCCUGUUUCACCGUGUCUCUCUCCCCCUCUGUCAACAGAACAAUGCAGACCAAGUGGCCUUCCAAGUGGGCGGCGGCUUGUCGGCGCUGGAACAAAUUCUGCAGGUCAUCACUGCUGCUUCCACACCCACCGCAGUUCCUCGUAUUCCUCACAAGUGAGUACUGGCUCCAAAUUUGAAACCUUACGAGACAUUUUCUUUCACAUAUCGGUAAACAUUCAUGCAUUUAAACGCUCAGAGGGUUCAGGUGUUUGACAACCAAAAAUGAAAGAGAAUUCAGUUCAUUAUCAUAACUUUGUCAAGUUUCUGCCUCAAACCAGCAGGGUGAGCUCUCUCUUUAACUUGUGACUGAGUCAGUUUGAUUUAUCAAAUGUUGUUGUGUUUGACGCUUAAGGUGACAUGUUUAAAUUUAGCUCCUCUGUCAAGGUAUUUAUCGAGUCAUUUUCAAGACUAAAAGAUAUUCCACAGAGUAAGAUAAACAGCUCUUCGCUUAGAUCACACAUUUAUUUUGUUGAAUUAAAAUAACAUAAAAUCACAUCUAAUUUAAGACAUUUUUACACGUUGUCUUUUAUAUUCUUUUGCCUGAAUGAGACCACAAAAAGCACUGAUACAGACUGAUAGCUUAAAAACAAUACAGGAAAUAAUUUUUACAAAAGUAUUGACAAAAAUUAGUCUCUGCUGUCUCUCUGUACAGAAACACUCUAAGCUUUUUUAUGUGGGAAUCAAACAGAUGAAAAUGGUAUCACAGAUUUAAUUUUUUAAUUGCCUCUACACAGACCAGUCUUGUUUGUAUAACAUCUUUACACCUAAUGCAUUUUUACCAUGCUGUAAACAGGCUUCUUUAUCCUUUCUCUGACCCCACUGACAACACACUUUUUUUCCCAUGUUUAUGUUUUUUGAGAUAACAUGAUGUGAAUUAGCUAAUCUCCACUGUUUAUAAUCACUCCAUCCAUAUACAUAUUCUCAUAAUGCACAUUUGAGUGACAGCACUGCCCUACCAGAAAAAGAAAUAUGUUUCUUUUCCUGUAAUCGAUUUAUGUUUGUUCUUUUCUCUGGAAACACAAAAAGCACACGUGUCUCAUCUAUCAUUUAUAGUACAGAGUUUUUUUUUGAGUUGUGGGUCUGGUGUUUGCAUGGCCUGCCUGUAGAUAACCUCAGAGAGGCAGCUGUAUUCACUGGUGGGACUCUGUAAUGGACUGGAAUGGCCUUGCUCUCCCAUUCAUUAGCAUUUACUGGUCUCUGAAUCUCCACUAAUGGACAAAUGCUUCUUAUAUUUAUAAGGCUUUUAAAGGGCAUCACAUGUAUAUUGAUUUUUUCUUGUGCUCUCUCUUCUUCAAUCAUUGUUGAUCUGGGAGAAUUUUGAGCAGACUUCUUUUUUAGCAGGAAUUGUUAUCUUGCAUGGAGAGACUAGAAGCAGAGAGUGUUUGCUUAUUUGUGACAGUAUUUUUCUCAAUUGCACAUAAAACCUGAAUGGCAUAAGAUAUCUGGCAUACCGUGACAGAGGACAAGGUUGUUUCUAUUUUAUGUAUAUGAGGCCACUUUAAUUAUUAGCUUUUAUAUACAUACAUACUGUAUAUAUAUAUAUAUAUAUAUAUAUAAACCUCAUGUUUCUUUGCAAAGGGUAUUAUGCUAUAUUAACACCAAUAGGAAUGACACAGUCAAGUGACUCUAAGAUCUGAUAGGUUGUUGUAGCUUGUUUAGAAAUCAACUUGGUACCCCUCCUCACCUGUGCUGCUAAUGUUGUCUUACCCUGGAUAGCAGAUUGCUGAGUGCUGAGAAGAGAACAUAAACUCCUGAUGAACACAUUAAUGCAGCACUGUGGAAACAUUCAUCCUGACCACGUGUGGAGUCAGCUAUAACCACUAGUUUUAGGGCUGGGCGAUAAACAGAAAAUGUACCGAUAGCGAAAUUUACGACAAUAACCGAUGUCAUUUUGCCCAUUUUGGCAUAUUCAGUGUCAAAAAAAAUAUAUAUAUAAAAGUUGGUUUUGGAAGUAUGUAGGUAGGCUAUGGUCUCAUGUCCCUUUGAGACGCUGUCCUACGUCAGAGAUGUGACUCCACCCCAUCCAGUCCAUAACAAAGAGGGAAAAACAGGUGAAGAGAUAUAGGACGGUGCAAAAGUUGUAGCGGCUGGAGUGGUGGCUGAAGUAGACAAAGUUAAUGUUGGAGGGGGUGAUCAGUUUGUGGAGUAGUUAUCGUCCAUUUAUCAUUAUCGAGUUGAACUGCUCAAUAUACCAUGAUAUUGAUUUGAGGCCAUAUCACCCAGCCUUACCUAGUUUUGAUUUUAAAAACUCUUUCUUUGGCUUUUUGUCUAGAAAAUAAACGUCAAAUUAAAAAAAAGAACCAUUUUAGUAACAGUAACUGUGAAAGCUUUAGCUCCUGUUUUUCUAAUAGAAGUGUUUUUUUUUUCUUGGUGGGAUUCAGUUGCAGUUAAAAAAAAAAAAAAAACAACAUACAAAGACAAAUGACACUUAUCCUCCCUUCUUAAAGUUUUUUAAACCACACAAACGCUUCAGAGGUCUCACAUCUCAACCUUGUAAUCCAGCUCAGACAGGUUGGUGGUGAUGAGAUGCAACACAAAGACACAGGCCGUCUGUCUACUUAUCACUAUCCAUCAUCUGGAUCCCUGUGUGGCAUAAUGGGCUGAUGGACAGACGCUAGACCCAGAGUGCGCUACAUUAUCUGUUUACAGUGAUGCUGCCGUAUUGAUCACCUCCUCCCACCAGAUAAGGAGAGUGAUUUACAGAAAAGGCAGCUGUGGUGAUGCUCCUGUUGUAUCCCCCCUUGGGGAGGCUGAUUCCAUAUUGUUACCAUUACAUUAAUGAGCUAAUUCCCCUGCGGAGCUUGGCCAGUGUCCUGGUGUAACCCUGUGGUCACUGGAAUGUUUCGAUCAGGCUGGAGUCAUUAUCUUCAGCCACAAAGACGACACCACGUCACAGAGAACCUCAAAUGUUAGGAUGGACUGUAGGUUUUUAUCAACAAAACAGACUUUAGUUCUAAUCAAUUUUAUUUAUUCGAUUAUUGUUGGCCUGUUUUCUCUCUCUUUCUCUCUCUCUCUCUCUGGUGGAUAAAGAUAAGAUUUCCUUAAUAUUUGUUUUUAUUUGAGAUGCUGGUUCAGUUAAAUACACUAGAUGCACUUUGCUUAUGAAGAAACUUGAACAACAAAACCAAAUCAGUCUCCAUUUUUUUGUAAAAUAUCUUCUCUUUUUUUGUUUUGCAAUGGCCCUUUUUUUUAACCUAUAAUGUUGACAAUGUCAGUGGAAUCAUAGAUCACUAUAACGUUGCUGAGGAUUUUGUCUCUAUAUUUACUACGCUAGUUUGAAAAAAAUAAACGAAUAAAGACACAAAUUCGCUGAUAUGUUUUUUUUUUUAUGUUAAUGACACAACCGCUUUUUGUUUCUGUAAUAUCUGUAGUUUGAUUCUUAUACCCAAGGCCAGUAUCAAAGAUGACAAGUUGUUUCAUUGGCUGUUUUCUGCGUCUUCUAUUGAAGUCUCAUGUCAGUGAUGGUUUGUAAAUCAAAAGUCAUUUAAAAAAAAAACUUGAUAUUUUAAUUUUUCUCCCGUGUCGACAUCUUCCACUGAUUUUGACACAGAGGCGAGUCCACGGUAACAAGUCCCAGGUGAUAAAUCGAGAAGGGUGUAGAAGGCCUUGGACAUUGAGUGAUAACCCAAUUUGUAUUUCCACCUCUGUCUCACAUGACCUGGCGUAUCCUGUGAAAUCAAACCUGCUACCUGUGGAUUUAUUUCAGGAUGUUUUCCACCAUUUGUGUUUGUGUGUGUGCACACACACUCAUGCCUCUGUGCGUGAUGGUGUGUGACGGCUCAUCAGAUUUCUUUCCCCGUCAUACCUGGCCGGUGUGGCACGACAGCCAGAGUAGAUGUCCUGGAAGCACUCAGGGUAUCGGGGAGAUCAACAGCAGAAUCAAAUUAAAUGUCAUUUAGAUCGCGCUGAAUGAAGGGAUUGUUUGACAGCACAAGGAAACGGAUUUGCUCCUCACCUUUUAUUUUGGCUUAGGAUUCUUUUUCUUCCCCUGAACACAAAUUUACCCUGUUUAAGAGGCAGGGACUCAACCUGAUCUGGAAGUUGGUCAGAUUUCUGCAGCGUCGCUCUAGUCAGGCUUGACUGGGCACAUAGGAAACACACUGAGAGGGCGAGAAAUGUGAGCCUCAGGUUGAGGAGCACAGAUCUCAGGGUUGAUAACUCCGGGCAGUGACAAAAAGCAGAGGGAGCUUUUUACGGGCUUGUUUUCUGUUGUCAACUGGAUUGAGAGCUGGCUGUGGGCCACUAUGAAUAGAUAAGGUUAAACAACUUCUACAAUCUCUACUGUGCACACUUUGUUUGUGUGUAUUUCUUUAAUUUAACCUGGGCAGUGAAGUCGGGAUCAUCUUUCUCCUUUUCUUGUGGCUAGUCUUUUAUUUUCUUACAAUGAAGUGAUAUUUGAAUAUAUCCUCACUGCACCUUCCUUAUUGUGCAUGGGCUUGUUGGCCACCCAAGCAGAGCCUCAGAGAGCUGCAGAGGGGCAAUUCAAGAUCAGAUGCGCUCCAUUUCUCUACCUCUUGGCCUCAUUUCUGCAUACUGAAAUAGCUUUGCAGGUAAAUUAAAGCUGCUAGCGUGUUUUUGCUGAUUGCAUAACCCAAAAACGGUGUAGGUGAAGGAUUUCUGUUUGCCUAGAUAGACUUGCACACAUCAGUCAUCAGGACGUUUUGAUCUGGCUUUACUCUUUACCAAACUGUUCCUCAAAGUUUUACACCGGAGCUGUCAUUGAAGGGUUUUUAGACAGUGAGAUUCCCUAAGAGGGUGGACUAUCAGGUGGCGUACUCAUCAAGCUCAAUUAGGUGGGUGGAAACCAAAGACCGAUCACUGUGAUGGCUCAUUGUACAGGCUAGUUUGUCAGGGCAUAACUCAAACAUGGCUUUGACAGCCUCCUCGUUUGUUCAGAGAUGACCAAAGACAUGCCUGAUUAGCUCUGUUACAAAGCAAUUUCAUGCUCAUUACAUAAGCAGCUGAGUGAGUUUAUCGUGGAGUCAAAGGAGGCAGAUCCGUCCUGACAGAAGUGAUGUUAUUUAAUUAGAAUAAACAGGUCAGUGGGAGAAUAAAAGCCAUGACUUGAAGUUGAUUUAAAGAAAAAUAGCGGGCUUUUCUUCUGUUUGGAGUAGGGGUGUCCCAAUACAACUUUUUUAACCUCUGAUACGAUACUGGUAUAGUAGCUUUCAAUAUUGGCCGAAACCAAUAUUGAUCGUAUAUUAGCACAAACUUGUGUAUGACACAUUUUGCACUCAGCUGCAACGUCUUUUUCGGACUUGAACGAAAAAUACUGCCAAAGGGCCGACAUCACUCCUGCUCCUUGCUACUUUGUUAGUACCUUAGUGAACACUGUUGUUGUGAUCACAUGGGCUCUACAUGCUGGAUAUGUGUGCUGCUAGAUAGAGGUGCUGGAGCGGAGUCUGGAAUGGACUACUUGUAUCGGAGUGCUGAUAUCACAGAAUUUAGAUGCAGGCCAAUAUAAUCCGAUAUUCAAAUUUUUGCUGAUAUCGGACCAAUAUCAGUAUCGUAUCCAGACACCCUUAGUUUGGAGUGAACCAAAGUAUCGGAAUUUUUUAGAAAUGAAAUUAAACUUUUCCCCGAUUCAAAAGGAUAUCAUUGAGAAGUUAUCUAAAAAGGCUUAUGAGUACAUUUGAAUAGUGAACAAGGUUUUUAGACUAGUUUGAGUCCAAAGUUUUGUGAGGCUAUUUAAGUCUGCAGAUUUCAAACUUCUACCUGAUUUGUCCUUUUCUUUUUAGUUUUAAUUUUGCUUUUGUCUCUUUCUUUUUUUUGUGGUCCACUAAGAGGGACCACUUUAUUUUCCUUACGCACAAAGUUGAGGACAUAAACCCCAGCUUUUCCAAGCCCACUGAAGUCUUUUUAAAAGAACGGGUGACACUGAGGAGAACUUUUAACAAUUUGUACAACAAACACAAUCUGGCAGGAGACGAACACUGAAUCUCCUUUGUCAAAGUUGUAAUCUGAGUGCUUCCAUUGACCGAGAAGAACUUUAUCCUGCUGUUUGACAGUAAUCAAGUCAAUCCUGUGCUGUCAUUUAUCUCUGAUAGGUCAUAUGAUAUCUUUACCAUUGUGCUCGACAUGAUUUAAAAUACCCGAAAAGUGACUUAAAGGCAUCUGAAGAAACUCCUGUCCUGCAGAGGAAUGCACAAAGCUUAAAUUUCAUUAGCUGUGUUCAGGAUGCAGUGAAACACAGAUAUUUGAAGAAAAAGUAGUUGAAAUGUCAUUUUGGUAUUUGCUCAGAUUCUCUACUGAACAUGGGACAAAGCCAGCUCCUGAUUCUUGAUGCAGCAUAAGUGCACGCAACAUAGUUUUGGUUGGGAUCUCAUGUUACCGAGCUCUUUCUCUACAUUGCCGGUUCUAUCAGUGCACUUAACUUUUUAUGCAGUCUGUAUACUCUAAUAAAAUUACCGUCCAUAAAGCUGCCAUAUAGGACAUUAUCAAUUUUCAGACAGCCUUUGUGCUGUUAUUGUUUUCAGGUGGACGGAAGUCAGCUUUGAUGCUAGAUUAGGACACCAUCCGAUCAUUCAAAAUAAAGUGCUUCUCACAUUAACACCGCAUUCCACGUCUGACAGCUUAACUCUGCAAUGUCAAUAAUGAUGCAGCAAGAUGACUGAUGUGCCCACUAGUGACUGCAAGGCAUUGAGAAAAAGGGAGUUAUUGACAGACUUGGGCUGCCUCAGCCUAAUCUAUUUUCUUGCAUUAUGCCAGUGUGGUUUGACUGAAAACGUACAGCAGAUGUGAAGGUUUUGGUAGAUAUCAAAAUGUUUACUAUUUGAAAUAAACAUGGCCUACUUAAGGCACUAGAGAGGCAGAUUCCUUUCUUGCAGUGAGCAGAUAGGACACGCCAUCCCGCCAAUGGCUAAAAUAUACAGUUGUCAGAAAAUAUUAACUGAUGAAACGAGGCUGAGGGGGAGUAGCAGUCACAGCAGAACCACUGGUCAGUUAUCUGAAGCAUUAAUCUUCUCUGAGGCUUGUUUCAGAGCAGACAUAAUACAGAACUUGCUGAGCUCUAGAUGCAGCCUGGCGGCCCUCAGGAGCUGCUGAGAGGAAUAGUUUUAUCUCCCCGGCAGAAAUGCUGCACCAUCCCAGCCAAGAUGGGACUGAGAUUGCGAUCAGCUCCUCUGACGGUGGCUGUAGUGAAGGGAGUAUCCACAUAAAGUAGCUGAUACGAGUGUUUUUAUUUCUCAAAUCUGCUUCCUUACUCUGCCUGUCAGUGAGAUAUGUUUUUUUGACAUGUGAAGACUAACUACGUCCUUAAAGAACUACAAAUACAGACAAGUGUGUUUGGUUUCCUAAUGACUGCAGAUAGUCUUGUCAAUGCCCGGGGCGAGUAGCUGGCAAGGGGCGCAGCCUGCCUUGAUGUUUUUUUUAACAUACAUAUGAUGAAUGAAAUUUUUGUCAUCUUUCUUAGAUCCCUCUGUGCUGCUACAAACACCUACUACUUGGCGUGUUCCUGCAGCCCGCUGAACUGCUCCUAUGUGCUGUUUAGCAACAAAAUAGCCCUCCUUAUGGACCUGCUGCUGCAUCAGUUAACAGUAAGUAUAAGCUUUACAGCUCAUGACCAAAGCAUACUGUGACAUAAGAGGGUCAAUGACGUGACACAGUUUUUUUUUUUUUUUUUAUGUUACCAUGGUUUAGUUAAAUUUAAGAAGGUUACAAUUCGAAAAUAAAUUCACUAAUUACUUCGAGACAUUCUCUUUUGGAAGACCUAGUCUAAAAUUUCUGGAUUUUAUCAAUUUUGAGAGAAUAUUCAGGUAACAAUGGGAAAAAUGUCAAUGUGGUGUAACCAUAAAAACUCAGUACCAAAUAUUUUAACUUGUUCAAAAAAAGGAAAAAUUCUCAGGAAAACACAAUGUCAACUAGUUUGGCAUAAUCCUACAUUUGUGUUGUUAAACCAUAAAUAAAUUAAAUGGAACACCAUGUUUUUGAAUAUUAUAAUUUACUUAGGGGAUUGUGUCUGUCAAGUCAACUUUCUUAAUUGUCAAGGUGGUGUAACUAACAUUCAAGGAGCGAUUUUUUUCAUUUGUGUAAGAAGACCAUGUGACAGGAAAUUAUAUCACAAAGAAGAACCUCUGAUUAGCCUAACUGCUGCAUGCCAAAGUAAGAAGCUCUCUUCAAAAUCUUGAUAAUUUGACAUUUUUAGGACAUGGUCAGGUGUGCUCGGAGUUACAUGUCAAAUGGUCAAGAUACAAUCUAAUGAGAUAACUUGUUAAUUUGUGCCAGUACGGUUAUCUUUCCUUAAAUCACAAUAAGUGUAAAAGAUAUACAUCAAGAGGCCUGAUCAAAAUUUUUCUAAGGUAGCCAGACAUAAACGUAGCUUUUUAUUGAACUCCCCCUGUUUUCGUAACAUAUAUCUGUUGAUAUAUAGUGCUUCAACCACUGUGCAAACUGUGCCUUUUUGCAGGUGUCUGCUCUUGCCACAAUGUUAAUGAAAGACAGUCAAAGGCGCAAGCCAACGAGAAACAAACCUCUCCGCAGAUGCCUACAGACUAGGGAAUGUGAGAGCAUAGUCGGGCUUGCAGGCAGUCCGUACUGCGGCGACAUGUCAGCCCAUAUCCUUCAGCACUCUAUAAGAAGGACUGUAAACAUCGGCCCACUCCAAACAUCUAACAGUGGCGGCGCACUGGGGCCGCCUACACUAACAGGCAGCACAGACAGGACAAGGCACAGGCGCAGGGUUGUGGUACAUGCAUGAACUCUACUGGGGCUUCCUUCUCAGGCGCUGAGUUCCAAUCCAGAGCAGUCAUAUUUCCUGAGGGCACGCAGGGAGAGGUUUGCCUGUAUGCUUCAGUUUAUAUAAAACAUAUCCCUGCAGCUGUUCUGCUGACUGACAUAUUUAGCAGCACUGCAGGAGACAAACUAGCUGGUCUCUUUUCGUUCGAUUCAAAUCAAGAAAUUGGGCUCAAAAAAUCUACGUGUCUCCAUAUCAAGUAAUUUACAACUCAGUCUUCAUGUCACACUAUACAAUUUUUCAGUGUUUAAGGCACUUUCCAUCAGCUGAACAUGCUCAUUUUUCUGUUCCUGGUAUGUGUACGAGCAGUUAAGUGGAGCGGUGGGGGUUGCUCUGUCAUACGAGUAUGUACUCUUUUAAUUAGAUUUGCGGAGAAUGUUGGUGGAUUUACCUUUGCUGUCAGCGUUCACCCCACCAAAUGAGGGGGUUUUAUCAUUGCAAGGUUCUCCUUGUUACAUGGUAGCAGUGCACAACUUGAUUUGGACCUCUGUUUGAGUGCUCCGUGAAGUCUGUCUUGAACUAGAAAUGGAAAAAAUGCUCAUCCAGCAGCUAUACUUUGUAGUUUUUUUUUUUCCUACUGCUUUUUUGUAGCUUCCACACUCUUGGAUAUUAAUAUCUCCUUCUACAUCUGACUUGUUAACAUUAAUUUUUUUGAUAUAUCUGUGGCUAAUGAAAUGUCAACUAGAUAUCUUUGAAAUACAGCCAUAGUCAGCUCACAGAGUAAUCAAAUAAAUUGUGCCCCAAAGCUGGUGAGUAAUACACUUACUUAACUGUGCGGUGCAGUAAAGUAUUUUUUUUUGCAGGACAAUAAUAGGAUGUUUAAUUUGAGUUAACAUGAUAAUGAAUGGUAGUAGAUUCACAUGCUGACAUUUGCAUGGACCUAGAUCUGGGCGAUAAAACGCUAAAUAUUGAAAAUUAAUUUCCCUCAAUGUCAAUAUAAAACAUGGUGAGCAUGCUUUUCAAUAGUCUGCAUUAUCCCAUGUUUAGGUAGACUAUACGAAUAGCCAAUGAAAAGGAGAGUUGCUCUGGGUCCGCUUCACACUGAACCAAUCAUGUGCUGAAUUAGAACCAAGUAGCAAACAACAUGCAACCACAGCACUUUAACACGUGAAGACGACAGCACUGUUGGUGAGAAAAAAAGAAAAUGAGUAUUUCCCCCGGCAGAAAUGCAGAGGAAGGCUCAACUGAUGAUGACAUCGUCGACAACACUGACACGAAAACGUCAGUGGUGUGGAGGUAUUUAGUUUUUUUGAGGUCAGACAUGAAGCAGAGUAAUGUGCACUGAAAAUUAUGUCGAGUAUAUGUUCUUGAGAAGUAGAGGAAUACCUCAAAUCUUUUUCACCACCUGAAGCAGCACCACGCAACAGAGCACGCACAAUGCCAUAAGCCCAUGGCGCCUGCGCAGCCGAAACAGCCGACCAUUCAGUCAGCUUUCUCUAGCGCAACGCCUUACGACAAAACGUCAAAGAGACACAAAGACCUCACAGAUGCAGUAUUAUUGUAUUGCAAAAGACAUGCCACCAAUAAGCACUGUUAAAUUUUGAUAUCAUGAUAUUUAUCGAUUUCGACUGAUAUGAAAAAAAAUGUAUCGUGAUAAACUUUUUCCCACAUCGCCCAGCCCUACAUGAACCCUACAAGGAUCAUUCGUUUGUUUGUAUUUUACUGUAACCAUUAGAUACUGUGGAUACUGUAUCUAAUGGUUUUGGAUGCUCUCAGGAUUCCGAUGCAGUUGGUCAUUAUCAGGCGUAACUAUUGCUUAAUAUGCAGAUAGCCUGUCCUCUUCUCUUAAAUCAUUUCUUUUUUUUUUUCCUACUUGCAGCUGUAUGUUCCAGAAGAGGACAAAUCCAUCUUUGGCCGCAGCGUGAACAAACAAGUCUUUGAGGGUUUGACGACAGGUCUGCUGCAGACCAUCGCUACCAUCCUGGGGUCUCUGUGGCCUCAGAUCCCAGACGCUGGACAAGGUGAAAAGACAUGGAUUUCCUCCCCAGAUGCCAAGGUCAAGAGCUCUGCCACAGAGUCCUUCAACACUCGCACACAAGACCUCAUUAGGUAUUUUCCUUCUAAAGCUCUGCGCUACUCUCACACUGCUUCUCUUCCUCCUACAUGGCACCUCUUUUCCUCAUCUCCUGACCUUUAAACCUUCUGUACUACAUCUCUGCUUUACUCCCCUUGACUGGGUUGAGAGUUGGUCAACCUGAUUUCCUCAAUAGCGUGCCUUGUGUAAAGAAUAGGCUGACAAAAUGUCAGAUCUCUUGGAAGUGAUCCAACUGGUGUUAAGUUAGAGCAGAGGUAGUGUGAGAAUGAGCUUGUUUUCUGGCAUCUUUCCAUCUUGGCCUUUUUUUUUCCCCCCGCAGGUUUAGCGCCAUAUUUCAAGCAAAAACAUUUUAAAGUAGCAUAAACAUAGAGCACUUCCAACGCUUUGAAAGGUCUCCUUGAACCUGGCAUUGGAGCAAGCUGUGUUGGCCUGGAUAGUAGGAGUCUGGGCUGUGUUGGAGAAAUGUGGGCUGUGAAAAAAGGCAGACCCGCCCUGAUGAAGACUUGUGGAAGAGUGCAGCCUUUCCACCAUCCCUCCCACAAGCCAUGAUUCAUCCGGACGGAGCAGCUGUACAGGCCCACCACUCUCAUCCAAUGACCCAGUCGUAACCCUGGAGACGGGGGGGAGGCCUGAGAAAAAUGGUGUCGUCAGACUGUAAUCCUGAGUACAUCCCGAGUACAAGAUUUACCUCAACUGCCUCGUACAAUCUGUAAACGAUUGAGGAAGAAGGAAAGAUCAAAACGAAUUCAGGUUUGGCACUGAGCAAACGUGUAUUUAACAAAAAAGAGGAGAUCACAAUUUCCUUUUCUAGCAAAACUAUUUUCUCAGUUUGGCUUUCAGUGCUUUUAGCCCCCGAUCAUUUUCAUACAUGUUUUCAGUUCAUGCUCAUGUGAUAAGACACUUCAAGCGGUAACUUCGACCACCAAGCAGGUCGUCGAAGUGAGAGCAGGCACCGAACUCGAGGAAAGAUCCUUUCAGCCAAAGUAAAGCUGUCGAAGAGGAUCAAGUCAAAACAAUGGGACUCGGUUCAAGUGUCAGAUGACCUGCAGCAGAGGCUGAAAAAAAGCGAUAAUCACCUGUUUUGAAAAGACUCCAGUGAGUGACAGUUCGAACAAAAAAAGUAUGUGGACGAAGCCGAGAGUCUUGACGGUAAUGAGAAGAGGACGCACUGCUUUCAGAGUGACCACAUCAGCUACUCCAAAGCCUUGAUUGGCAGGUGUAGUGCUCUAUAGGUUUAAGUAAGCUGUUGCUGCCUGAGCUGAGCCUGAGGUGUGCGACAUACCUGAGCUAUAGAAAGACCGCCUUAGGUCAGCAAACUUUCGAAGACCUAGAGCCAUGCUGGCACAGGGGCCACAGCGGCUCUCUAAUGACACUAUUAGCAGUGGUUUGUGGCUAAAAGGGUACAGGGAACAUGAUCAUGAGACCUGUCAUUGGCAAAGACAAAUUGGAGAUAUCAGAGUAAUAGCAGGGGGUGAAGGGCGUAGGUGAGGUAUCUGCUUUCAGCUGCAGCACUGUGGAAGUAUGCACAGUGAAGGCCUUUGUUUGCCUGUGUGAGAUAUUUUUUUUAAGGAAGCACAUUUUAGGAGAAAUUCACAACACCAUGUCUUGAUUUGUCUCUUCUUGCGCAUUUCUUCCAGCUACGUGGUAAACAUGGGUUUGAUCGACAAGCUGUAUGGAUGCUUCCUGUCAGUCCAAGGUCCUGUGGAUGAGCAGCCGAAGAUGUCUGCUUUCCUUCAGCAAGCCUCGGCUCUCCUGCACAGCAUGUGCAAGCUGUGUUUCGUGGUAACUGGACGGUGAGCACGCCUCUUCCUCUGUUACACACCACCAUCACUGCUGUGAUCUCUUGAUCCUCAGUUGACACACAAACACGCAUCCGUCUCUGAGUCACUGUCACAAGGAUACAUAAAGAAGCCGUUAACUUCAACAAAGACUGCGGUUCCUCUGCUAUCAGCAAGCAGGUCGUUUCCUCCAGCCUGCUAGCCUGCUAAGCUGUCGUUACUGCAGAUAGAGAUAGGCAUCUACUUGACCCAGCGCUCUGUCACUCACCAUAAACCUUAGCCCUGCAGCGCAGGGGGAGCCCACCCACGUGUGCUACAGUGACCUCCGCACAGAGAGGUUCAGUGGCACGGCUGACAGAGGCUAAGCACACAGUCACACCAAGGGACCCAAUUCCUCACUUAAGAGGAAAAAAGAAAAAAAGCUGACCGUGGCUUGAAGGCCAGAAAUGCUUUGAUAUUGACUCUUUGAACAGUUUGAUCCACGUACCAGUGAAGUCAAUUAUGAUUUCCUCUGUAAAAAGCCCUUGCUUGGCAGCACAUUACUCAAUACUUGUGUCAUUACGUAUUUAGUGUUGCCCAGCUUGCUGCUGUAUCUUGGCAGCUGCAAGGUGCUGCAGUGACAGUCACGAGCAGCGUCAAAAAGACUAAGUCACUAAAUAUCUGUGAGAAAACAAAGCUCCACACUUUGCAGAUUGAACGAGACUGGCAGCCUUUUUCCUGCCAGGAUUCUCCACGGGUCAUAUACAUGAAUGCUCGGUAGGCUUGUUGAAUAUUUUGACCAUGCCAGUUGCUGUUUCAGGGGAUUACAGUGGCAUUAGAGGUUGUGUUCUUGCCUAGCAGCAUAUUUCACACAGAGCCUGUUGGCUAACAUCAAGUAUCAGCAUGCACUGUAGGAUCCAUCCAAAGGUCACACGCCCUUCUUUCUGCAUGGCUGCAAAUCAUUGCUGCAGCCACUGCUGCUGCCGCGCUAUUAAACUGUCCAUCUGCACUAGUUUUCCCAAGAGUCAUCUGCAAAACCACUAAAAAACAUUAAACUAUUAUUUUGCAAAACGCUCUAAAUUUAGUGCUUUUUACAUUAAAAAAAGAUUUAAAAAUGAAUGAAUUAAAUCCGUCGACAAAAAAAAAACAAAGCCUAUUUUUCAUUGAAAGAAACUUGGUUAACAGCCUUGGCAUCAUCAUGGUUUCAUUGAAUGUUACAUUUGAGACUCUACGCACAAACCAGGUGGCAUCUUUUGGAUGUCAUCAAACAUAUCACUUUCAUUUGUCUCAUGCGAGCAUUUAGAAAUCGUACUAAAACGUUCAGCACCUUGUCAAGUGGUCUGAAGCCGCUGCCAUGAGCUUCAAGUCCUGGCAUCACUUUGUUUACCGUGGCAUGAGUGGGAGCAGAAAAGCCGAUUUUAAAUCUUAUUCAAACAAACCAGCUAAAGGGAAACAAUGUGAAAGCUCAUGCAUGCAAAAACAAGAAGAUAUAAUCAUUUCAUGAAUGAACAAAAGAUGCACAAGAUGAGGGGAAACCAAACUGAAGAGCAGCUGUGAGCAAACACAUCAGUAUGUUGUACAUUUUUUUAACUAAGUGCUUUUCCACAACCGCAGUCAGUCAGAGAACAUGAGGCAGUUUCUCUUGUCCAAGGUUAAAUAAUCUCUAUGUCUUGGUCUAGUGAGGGUAUCUAAUUGCCCCCAAGGUCCAGACUAAUAUUCAUGUGCAUCCUCAGUCGUUUGAUAUUGUGACUGAAAAAAUGUGGUUUCUCUUUUUCUCUCAGUUCUACAUGAGUGCAUCCCUUGAUUUAAUAAAUGUAAUGUCACAGUCACCAUAGCAAACAUACACUCUAAUUCACAUUAAUGCAAAACUAAACAUGUCACUCUAACAUCACAGAAAUACUGAAUCUUGCUUAUAUAGAGGGUGAUUAAAUACGUUAAACAAAAUUUAACUGUGUUUAAGUUUUCAAAAGGACAAUCACAGUCUUCCCUAUAAUAGUAAUCCAAAACAGUUUGUUUAGAGAAUAUUGUUUUGCAAAUAAGAGAGAAAUCUUCUAUAUUUUCAUUCCUGUUCACAGGAAUAUAAUAUUAUAAUAUAAAUGUAAAUCAUUAGUGUAGGAGAGAGGGUGGUACUAGAUAAGUUUCAACUUCUUCUCACUCCUUUUUUUAGCAUGGAUAACUUUUUAUCAUUUGUUGUUGUAUUCUUAACUUUUUUAUUACUUUGUUUUUCUUUUAUGUUCAAAAUAAACUUCAAUCAAUCAAUCAAUCAUGAAACAAGUAGCACACAUGACACAGAACAAACUCAAUACUAGCCUGUCUUUCCCAGUAUCAUAUCUCUUUUUUUAUGAUGGUUGACAGUUAUCUCUUCUUUUACUGACUGUACACUCCCCCUGUCCUCCUCUCCAGCGCUCCGAGUAUAUUUGACAAUAAACGUCAGGACCCAACCGGACUUACGGCCCUACUGCAGUCCACAGACCUGGUGGGAGUGGUGCACACUCUGUAUUGUAUCCUGCUGCACAGUUUCGCGCCAGAGUCUGCCUCCCAGAGUCAGGAGCCGUACGGCCCCGGGGUCAUACAAGUGGCCUUGCAGGGCAUUCGCUUCCUCAACAGUUUUGCCCUGCUUGACCUAUCCGCCUUCCAGGUAUUUGUAUUAAUAAUAAUAAUAAUAAUCCAAUGUUCAUCCUUUUUUCACUUUAACUCAUUAAAUAAAAACAAACUAUUCGGUUAAGGGGCUUGACAGAGUUUUUUUUCUGCGUGACUCUUUAUCUGAUGUUUGUAUUUUAAGAGACUAAAUAGGGCCAUGAACAUGUCUGUUUGUAGAAGAUUGAUGCUGGUUUCUUUGUUUGAGCCAUUAGAAGAGUGGUAAAUAUCGUCAAGUCAAAGCUGACCUAUUGAUAGGAACACGGGUCCCCUCUAACCCUGAUCAGUUGUUGGGGUUGACCUGCGCUGGCUGGGUCAGCAGUUAGGACGCAGCACAUGUGACUAACACUCUGAGCAGGGCUCUACAUUACUCAGCAAGGGGAAGGAGAGAGCAAUCGCCUCGCUGAGCUAAAUUGCCACACAGACUGAAACAAGACGAGAGAAAGCGAGAAUGCAGUUAAUUAUUUUAAUGCCUCGCGGUAAUUACUUUGAAGCGGCUUCCUCUCAGUGACCCACCACAUUCAGGCAAGUGGAAACAGCUGGAAAUCAAAGCAUUUUGCUGCCAGAGUUUUAUGAGCGUUUAAAUAAUGUUUCGUUUUUUUCUGUUGUUGUUGGGGGGGGGUUGUAAUCACCUUGUGUUUCACAUUACCUCAUAGUACAGGCUAAAACGUGCUGCAGUGGAUAAGUGUUAAGGAGUCAGGCUGUUAACUUACCAGUUACAGUACCCAACAACGCUUUAAUGUAAAAUAUGAGGAGAGAUAACCAAAUUUGGUUGAGGUUGACAAGCUCAUAUUUAAACCAUAUUUGUUUCCCUUACCAAACAGCUGUCUUCCUUUUAAAUACCAAGUUACUUCUUAGUUCUGUUAGAUAACUACCGUCACUGUUCAGUAUUUUAUCCUACAUGUAAAAGUUAAAACAGAAUACGCCCCUCGGUAUUGUGUUAUGGAUGUUUCAGAGUGGCUAACGUCUCCAAACUCUGAGUGGAGUAGUGAUGAUCUCUUGGUGCUCGGUCACACUGACAUGUUUAUCAAACACUGCCGGUGGGCUGCUCCUAGUGUCUAAUUUGAAGUGGUGCUGGGGUGUUUUAUUGUGGGACCCUGCUUGAGUUUAUACCCUUACACAGUAUAUCCUCCCUUUGGCAAAACAUUUAAUCUUUUAUUACCUCAUGUUGUUUGGUAUUGAGCUCUUUGUAAUCACAAUUAAAGCAAUUUAUGCUUCAUUUGCUGUACUAAAUAUUUAUAUGUUUUGUCUGUGACCUGUCAGUCUGUCCUAGGAGCUGAAGGCUUGUCUCUUGCUUUCCGACACAUCGUCAGCUCACUGCUCUGGUACUGUACCCAGCAUUCCUCUGAGGAGCUGCUGCAUGAAGUCAUCAUCUGUGUGGGAUAUUUUACAGUCAAUCAUCCUGACAACCAGGUAAACAAGCGACAUGCUGCUCUGAACACACAGAAAUGUGCUGACUUAGUUCAACAAAAAUCUACUCUUAAUAUUUGUUUAUUACAUUUUUUAAUGAACUCUGAUACUAAACUUUAUUGUUUUUAACUGGUUUUGUUAAUUAUUCAAUUCAUAAGUACGCAGAAUACACUAAAAGUUUAAGUUGUGAGAAGAUUCCCAAUUCUUGGAAUGAGGUGUUUCUUAUUUUUCUAAUUUUAUGGCGCCAACAGUAAAUUAAACGGUAACACAUAGUACAUUAAAAAUUCGAACAAUGGCUGUAGUUUGUAACAUUUUGUUCAAGAUAUGUGUGAAUUAAAUAUAAAUUUGUAAUAUUUAAAUGUAUAUUACAGUAGUUGCCUGUUAACUCUCUACGUGCCAAGGUGCUUAGUUAUUCAAUUCAUGCACUUUUGAAAAGAAUAAACCAGUUUCUAAUAUUUUCAUGACUUCAGUUAACCACUGGUUUAACGGUUCAUUGACAUUAUCACUGAAGUAGUAACAUUUCAUUCCAGAAAAGCUGUCUGCUAAGCUCAGAAACAUCAUCUGGCUUUUGUUCUGUUCAUGUAUUAUUAGUCAGAAAAUGGGUGUAGUUUUGUUAUCGUAACAAAAAGCACCUGUUUAAAGAUUCAUGCCUUGGCACCCUCCUGCUUUCAGCCUGCUUGUCCUCUAUUAUCCCUCUGAGCAAGUCUUUGUUCCUGGUAAAGCAGAGCAGCGUGCCGGCCGCGCUGCUACAACUACUCAGGGGCUCUCUGUAGAAGUGAGCACCAAGUGAUGGAGCAGACCGGGCUGCUGUGGAAGUGGCUGUCAUGCGUGGCCCGUUGAGUGGGCCACUGAUUAGUCGCGCUACACUUGGCUGGGCUUCGAUUAUGUUAAGCCGGACCCACACAGGCAGCAGCGGCUUCAAUAUCGAACCUGUGAUACGUCAUUCACGUUGAUGCCAUCACAGACGGACCGAUUCAAAGUCUGAUUCUAGUUUACGUUUUACUUCUUUAAAUUCAAGGACCCUUCUUUUGCAGCUCCCUUUUCUCUCUGCCUCCAUCCUAUGUAACAAAUCUGACGUAUAAAAACAGCAUUUGUUCGUCAUUAUAAAUCCAAUUUGCAUAAAAAUGAAAUCACUGAAUUAGAGUAGGUGAUUAAAUUAAAGGAGUAACAACUUAUUCGUUCUUGUUCACCCACAGCCAUGUAAGCAGAGCAGCCAUGCUUGACUGUGUUUGCAUUGAGAAAAAAAGAUUGUGUACGCUGCGAAUUUGAUGCAAAAUCCUCCAUUUCUUUGUACCCAGGGCACUGCCGGCUUAAGUUUUAUUUAUUUAUUUAUAAAAACAAGAAGAAAAAAAAUUAUACUUUGCUUUUGAGUUAAAUUGUUAGUUUGAAAAAUGUAUUAAAGGAUGGGGGGAAAACAGGAUCCUGCACAACCUCGAUUUAGACUUGGUUUUUGCCAGUGGUCCAGAUCCUGGAAUGCGUCCAUAUUGCACUGAGAUGGAUGGCGUUAAGGAGAAUAUUUAGAGCAGCUUGAGCUUUUCUCAAGCUAAUGUAAGCAUUGGCAGGACACGAAAGCAGCCCGACCCGGGGCCUAUGCGGUCGCAGAAGGACUGCUGAUUCACUGUCGGCACACCAGCUUUUGUUUAUAUAUAUGCUCUAGAAAUAAGGCCGCUCAUAAAAAGCAGAACUUUGAAGCAGCACUAUACGUACUGAUGUAUUCCCUCUGCUCUGGAGGCAUGAAUAAUUCACCCUGUCACACAAAAAGCCAUCAGGAGAGUGACAUAUGUAGGCUUGUGUAUUUUCAAGUGCGUCCCUGCUCAUGGGGCCACUGAGCCAUGCAGCCAUAUGUUACAUUGUCUGUCCCUGUAGAGACCUUUUUGACUCAAUAAAAGCAGAACAAAUGACACCUAGCUUCUAACUGACAUGAAGCUUUUCUUCUUCUUCUUCUUCUUCUUCUUUUGUUUUUUCUGCCUGAAGAGUCCUGUACCGGUAAUCUCCCCUGUCUUUAAACGCAGUGAUUCAUUUCUGAAUCAUCCGCUGUGAUGAUCUGUUGAAUCUUUGAGGAGAUGAGGCUGUAAUUGUAAACUGUUGACAUGUUAAACCACCUGAUUCCUGCGCGCUUUUCAGAAAACACACAAGCAAUUUGAGAGUGUGGAAAUCUUAAGAAAACGCCAGGGUUUUUUUCUUUUUUCAGGGCUCGGAAAAUUGCCACACACGCAAAGAGAGUUAGCUGCACACACAAAUACUUAAACGCAACACACACAGUCAGAUGUGAGUUAAAUUUCAUAGAAAGCAAAUGCAUGAUCAUCUUUUGUUUUUCAUCUUGCAUGGAUGUAGAAAGAAAACCCCGGUGGAAUAUGAAACAAGGAGGUCAGAAAUGUAACUGGGGUCAAGAUGGUGCAGGGCCCUGUGUAUAUUAUUGACAGACAACUGUAGUCCACAUUGUAGUGUGAACAUCCCUCACAUGUCUCCAGAGCUCAGCCUUAUCAGUAGGGUCAUACUUCUUCUUCCCAUCCUCUAUGAGGGCGUUUCCUCUGCCCUGCAGGCCCAAGCCAGGGUUUAGGCCUGUAAUUCCUGUUAACCUGAUGUCGAAACGCUCCCCUCAGCAGUCCAUUACCGCCAAGACAGCCAGGCCCUCAGUGCCUGCGGGGUAAGUGCAGCUCGUGCAGACCAUAGGGAGCCAGCGCAAGGGGGAAUGCACACUCUGUAUCACCCAGCAGAGUAAACAGAGUUAGAGAGACACAGACAGACACACUCUCCUCUGACUGGCAGGAGAGGGCCUUGUUGUUAGCUCAGUAGAUGAUUUACACCGCCCCUCAAGGGUGAACACGGGUCCAACUAACUUUAAGUGAAGCUGAGGAUGUUUUUAUCCCCACAAACCUUUCAGUGAGGGGUUUCCAUUAGUCUGUAACACUGUCAUCAGGUCGGUUUGAGAGCACAAUUAUCAGCUGUAAGAUCUGGUACGGAAUGACAGCGUCAGCUCAUAGAGAUAAAUAAGGAGUUAUUAAGCUUUAUUGUGCGAAUAAUAGCAGGAUUCGAAAACGGCAGACAGCUGACUGAGAAGUCAAGUUAGAGUGUCUUUGUCAAUGUCUGCGAAGCUAAAACGUGAUUGUCAAAGGCGGUUUGCAGAGCGUACAACUCAAUGAGGCAUUGUCAAAGUUGUAAAGGAGCACUAAACUUCUAAACUGGAUUUGCUUUGUCUGCUGUGCUACACACCUUAUCAGUAAGACGGUUCCACUCUGAUGGAUCUGCUUUGUAUAGUGGAUUCAAGUGUCAGCUAUAUGGCCCUGCACUGACACUGGUGAUCAGGCUGUCUAGACACUGUGAUGACCUGAGAUUCCUCUGCAUGCACUAGAUUGUCACUUUGCUUCAUUAGAUUUUUUGCAGAAAGAAGAAAAUCAACUUCUCUUUGCUUCAUGCAGUAUUAAAGCUGACUGAGAUUUAGACGUUUUCUUCCCUGCCUUCUCAAACCUGCCUUAACUUUGGUUUCCUGAGUCAACACGGGCUUUUCCCAGGAAUUUGUUUGCGUUUCGGUACAUUAACUUUACACACUCUUUGUUGUCGUUGAGGGACAGUGAGGAAGUUAUGUAAUGGAAGCAUCAUAAAACUUGGCACUGUUUAAAAGUGCCAGGUCUCUGGACUUAAAGCAGAACAGAGCAGCCAAGACUUUUGAGUUUUUACAGGGUCUGUGUGAUACCGCGGGCCAGAUGUAUGAGUUCAGAUGCUUGUUGUUAGUUUUAUGAUGUCAGGCGUUUGAGCUGCAGACUCUUCAGCUGAGCCGGGAGAAGUAACACUGCAGCAUAAGCUCCAGUUGGAAGGCAUCGUGAGCUCUGGCAUUUCUUCACCUGAUUGAGGUGCAGAAAGUUGGCGGGGCACUCGGUGUCUUCGAUACUCUCAGAUUCUCGCUGCCACCAAGUUUUGUUUUAUGUCUUUCUGCGUCCAGCUUUCGGAGGUGGACAAUUUGUUUAGGCAGUGAAAGGAUAAAACUGCGUUGCGGAGGAUUAUGAGCUCACCGGGUGAUUUGUGGGUUGGAUCUUCUCAGAGCCUUAGCUUAAAUAUUUUACACCAGCUAUGGUGUUGAAUUAUGACACCUUAACCAUGAAUGUUUUCGAUUAAAACACAAGAAUGAAUAAAUAUUACAGCUUUUGCAUAGCCAUGUCUUUGGCUUUCUAAUCAUUCCGGGUGCAUAAAUCUUCAGCCCCACAAUACCAGUUUGUCUUUUGUUAGUUUUGCAACUGACAAGAUAAAUGUGAAGAUGUAGGAUUUAGUGGAAAGUAGCAUGUAAAAGCUAAAACUACACGCACUGAAAAUAAGCAGCUCUGCUUUUGAAAACAACCAGAUCUUGUCUUUUUUUCCCCUUUUCUUCAGGGGAUAAAUUUGUCCUAGUCUCACAUUCCUUUCAAAAAAACACUCAUUGAGUCUGUGAAACUUGGGGGAUUUUUCUCUUUCACUUUUACACACAUAUUCUCCGCAGUCUUCAUCUUUGUAACGCACUCGAGUUGUCUCGAAUUCUGUAACUCAGUGAGACACAGCAGAGCGGAAACAAACUGUCCUUUUAUCUUUAGAUUUUAACACUUAUAUCUCAGUUUGACAAAUUCAUUGCUCUUCUUAAGCCUAAGUGUUUGUAUUGCAUCGGAGUUCAGAUUGUUUGAACUGUCCGCAUGGUUUCUUUAAACAAGUCAUGGUCGGAAAUGGCACUGCUUUUUGUCCCUUUGAACGACGCUGUAGAGGGCAGCUCUGAGGAGUUUCACCUUGAACUGAUAAAAGCGAUGAAUUAUCGCGUUGUUUAUCCUGCCGCAAACUUGGAGUGCAUUAUCAAAGGACAGGCCAAUAGGAGAGUAUUAGAGGGUGUAUUUUUAAAAUCUUGUAAAUCUUGUUAAUUUAUGUCACUGUGAUUCGGAGACCUCACUUUGCCCUUCUGGUUUCCAUUGGCUCUGAGCCCCCCGCCCUUUAGUCUGUUCCUGCGCUGCAGAUCAGCGUUUUCCUUUUCUUCUCCAGCAGGGUUUUAGUAUGCUGACCUGCUGGUUUUCAGACGGGUGCUGAUGGUCCUCUCAGACUCAGGGGAGAUGACCAGAGCAUUAGGGCCGGGACCCCCUUCCUUUGCCACAGCCCCCUUGCUAAUCAAAUGAGUCUGGGGGUGAUUUGGUUGUAAUACUGGAGGCUUGGAUGUGAUGCUGUGUGAUUGACGGGCUGUGACGGAGAGCAGGAUGUCGGCAGGGUGAAUACGCCAUUAAUGUUAUUGCUCAUUUCUUAAAGUGGGGGUGGCAACACUGAUCGCAGAGGUUUGCUCACCCUGCUUUUCAUCCACCGCCCCACCUCUUAGUCUCUCCGCUGCACUGUGAAUACCCUCUCAACCUGAGCUUCACCCGUCAACAAACUAUUCCAGUUUCUCUACCUUCAUGUUGCUUAAAAGAGACCCUCAAAGUGAAGUUGCAUUCGCAGAUAUUGACAUCAGGUCUCAUUUCCUUCUUUCGUUGCAGCAGCUCUGCUUUUGCCAUUAGUAUGAAGGAAGAACAAAACAUCCUAUCAUUGUGUUUUAUAGCCUAUAAUUGCACGGUGGGAGGCUGUGCCCCGCAAGUCUCCACCUAAUGGCUGUUUGUGUGUUGUUUUAGUGGCAGAUUUACAUGUGGGAGGGGCACAGGGCGGUAAUUUACAAGCAGCAGGGCCUCUGACUGGCCGCCUGGCUGGCUUAGUGACUGACUGGCCGUGUGCUCCCUGUGUGUUCCAGGUGAUAGUGCAGUCUGGCCGCCAGCCCAGCGUUCUGCAGAAACUGUGUCAGCUGCCCUUCCAGUACUUCAGUCACCCGCGCCUCAUCCGAGUGCUCUUCCCCUCCCUCAUCUCGGCGUGCUACAACAACUCUCAAAACAAGGUGAUCCUGCAGCAGGAGAUGAGCUGCGUGCUGCUGGCGACGUUCAUUCAGGUAAAUAUGAGAGUGUGAUCACACAUACACAGAUAGAUGUAUGACGGCUGAAGGAUUCAGUGCAUAAUAUAAAGCAAAAAGAAAUACAACCAGAGGAGUUAACGAAAAUGUUGACAUAAAAAGAAAGACAAAAAUAUUCAAAAACAUCUACUUAAGAGUUCCACGUCUCCAAACAAAGCCUCCAAACUCAAUAAAAGUCCCUCGCAUCAGGAGCGGCUGAUUAAUAGUUGCUCACACGGGCCCCUGGUGAAUCUGUAACAGGCGGGCUUUUACAAAGAUAAAUGGCUUCCUUCACAGUGGAUUUACCUGCCACUGGUUCAACUCCCAGUAAACAGCUUGUCUCCUUCAUCUUCCUCUGACAAGCCGCCCCACACCACUCUGCAAACACCACUGUUUAGAUACCAACUAACUCCCAUUCAAAGGGAGGUAAGCCUUUGUCGUUUCUUUCAAACAAAGCAAUAAUGCAUGGUGUCCUGCCCCACCACCCUCAUUGUUGAGUUAACCUCAUGACCAUUCCUCAGAGUGAGACCAUUUGAUUCAAGAUCGUUUCCUGUGGCACAUAAAACUUAGCACACUGGUUUAGUAGAAGUUUAGAGGUAAGAUUUUCUGUUUUAUCUGGAUGGCUGAAUUAAAACUAGAUGAAUGAGGAAAAUUGUUCACACAGACAUGAACGCUUUGUAUUUAUUUCUUAGGACUGCGCCUCUAAUGAGAAAGACAACAAAACCAAGCAAGCAGGUGAGUUAUCACAGUAUUUUCAACCAGUAAGACAAAUCGAAUUGAUAGUUCUGACACUUUAUAGAUAUUCUUAAUCCUUUGUCAAAUACAAUAGAGAUCUUAAGUAUGUUUGUUUCUGUUCAUAGUCUCUCCACCCCUGGAUUUCUGUGAGCUGUCGAACCGCUUUCCCAGAGACCAGUGGGAUUCAGCGCUGCAGUUUUUUCUGAAGAAACAAGACGAGUGAUGGAGUUGCACACUGUCCCUAAAACUGGAUGUGGACAGUAUAAACACUACAAAAGACUGGGAUCAAAAAUGAAACUAGAUUCUUUUUUCUUUUGUUUUGGUUCCUUGCUGUAGUUCUGCACAUCAGUAAAUAGUCUUCAAAUGUAAAGAUGGUGAAGCCUUAUCCUGCAUUUGAUUCGAUUUCCUAGAAAUCAGAAUAUUGAUCAUGAGGAUUUUGCACAAGAUGUCUUGUUUGUACUUUUAGAAUACGCACAACUAUUCCAUUUAAUGUCAAAGCAAGCCAUUUGUUUCUCUUGUAUCUGUUGAAGACGAAAAACUGACCCUUUCUAAACCUGAAAUAUAUACUUACACUGUUAUUUAUAAUUUGCCAAACCUUUUCACAAUACUGUUUAUGUUAACUUAUUAUGUUUGUUUUGAAUGUGAAUGACCAGAAUGUUAUUUCUAGUUUAUAAAGCCAGUGACGAGUUAUAUGACCUGCCUUUACUGCAAUUAUAUGUUGAGUCAUAUUUUUCAAGCUCUUUCUUUUUCUGUUAGAAGGCAUUUAAAAGUUGAUAUAAUUUAUUGAGUUACGCUAUUUACCUUUAUUGUCAAAUAAAACAAAUGGUAACAUUGUUUUUCCUGUUUUAUUCUGUUUAAACUGUUAAAAUUGGAUUAAAAUCAUAAAGAUAACUUUACUAAAAUCAG
Messenger RNA from Xyrichtys novacula (pearly razorfish), 55616 nucleotides. The record is from the annotation of a GenBank genome assembly. NCBI's taxonomy places the organism in Eukaryota, Metazoa, Chordata, Actinopteri, Labriformes, Labridae.